AUGCCGCAGGUGCAGGUGGCCGGUCUGUCCGUGGACUUCCCGUUCACGCCCUACAAAUGUCAGGAGGAUUAUAUGGGCAAGGUGCUCGAGUGUCUGCAGAAGGUGGGUCCCAUGGAGACUGAGAGCACCAAGAUGGAGGAUGGAAGGGGACCCUCCACUCACUCCAGCACAUACACCAUGGGAUUCUUUACUGCAGGAGGUCACUGUCAGGCAGGAAGGGAGGGGGCCCAUGGUCCUCUGUGAGGGAACAGCAUUGUGUUAAGCUGGUGGUCUUCAGUCAUGUACAAUGAAAAGAGGGGGCUUCUCUCUAAUAUUAAAGGACCACUCUAGGCACCCAGACCACUUCAGCUUAAUGAAGUGGUCUGGGUGCCAGGUCCAGCUAGGGUUAACCCAUUCUAUAAACAUAGCAGUUUCAGAGAAACUGCUAUGUUUAUAAUAAGGUUAAUCCAGCCUCUAGUGGCUGUCUCAUUGACAGCCGCUAGAGGGCUUCUCACUUGACGCCAGCGUUCAUAGGAAAGCAUUGAUAAUGCUUUCCUAUGGACUGGCUGAAUGCGUGCGCGCAUUUUCAAGCUGUUUGACCAAAACUGGGGGGUCUCUAAUACCCCGCUUCCACUGAGCAGUUUGGGUUGGUACAGUCUGGUACGCUAUUUUGAGUGUUUCCAUUAUGAAAGUGGCCCAUACAACCGAAUGAAACCGCACCAUUCCUGGGCCCCCUUCAGAUGUAGGUCUAUAUGAAAUUGUACGGUACGGUUUGGGCGGAGCUACUGGCGUCACUCUAUACAAUCCAUUGAUUGGCAGACAGGAAAACGUCAAUGCUCACGACAACUGACAUGCUAGGCAUUUGGUCUAAACCCUGCAUGCUUGCAGUGGAAAUGCUUACCUGAAUAGGCUGGACCAUUCUAACCCUUCUGAUCCGUACCGACCCGACCUAUUCCGCUCAGUGAAAACGAGAUAUUAGGCACCUACGGAGUUACACCAUCACAUUAGCAAAAUCAUGUAUAUUAAACAGUCUGAGGACUUUGCAGUAUUUGGACAUGCAAGGUGCUUAGAGCACCAUGGCUCCUUUCUCUUGUCUGAAAGUGGCUUAAAGCAGCAACAGUUUUCUUAACAGCCAACUGGUUUCAGCUUUUCUAAUAUCAAUGAUUUCCCUAUUGUACAUGUACCAUGCGUAUGUUGUACGCAGUACAAAGAAAUUUCUCCCUAAACAGAUCCAAACUGGGAACAGGGCGUGUGUGGUCUGUGGCUUUUUUGAUGAUAAAAUCCAUACCAGGCCACUAAUCAGUGAAACAAACUCUAUAAGCUUGUAUCAGCACAUUGUGUGUUUCCAAUCCUCUUGUGUGAUGAUUGGAAAAGUGAGAUGAGGAUAAACUAUUCAUAUCAGCUGGUUAGAGCAGUGGUAUUAGCCAUUGGCAGUUUGAAAUCCAGGUUAAAAACACCUUCUGUCAUUUACUUGAGUCCAGUGCCGAAGGAUUUCUCCAUAGGAAAGCAUUAUACAGUGUUUCCUAUGGGGAAUUCGAUGACACUGGAUGUCCUCAUGCAUAGCGUGAAGACCUCCAGUGUCAUGUCACCAAAAGUUGCCUAACAGCCUGGAAGUCCCUCUAGAGGCUGGAGUUACCCCACAAAGCUAAUUAUUGCAGUUUUUAAAAAAAUAAUAAUUAGCUUUGCAAAAUUAAUGGUGCUGGGACUAUGCACCCAGCUGAAGUGGUCUGGGUGCCUACAGUGUCCCUUUAAUAAAUCUCACUGGGAUUUAUUCACUAAACUCAAAUGGCAAAAUCUAGGCUAAUUUAACCAAGCUAUUAAUCUUCACCAGUUAGGUAAUAUAGAACCAAAUUGAAUUCUAUAAAAUUACUUUUUCUUAGCCUCUUCCUAACUCUGCUGCAAUUGAAGAUUGUUAGCUUUAGUGUACUAAUAAUCUUAAUUUUAAUGACAGGAGGCGAGUAAUUUGCAUAAUCUUUCUUUACUAACUACCAUAGCAGCAAAGAAAAAGUGAUAACUGAGAACCAAUCACAAUGCAGUAUAGGCUAUGAGGCGUGUCAUAUUACAUCAUUUCCUCUUAACUAAUGCGACAUCACAAGUCCAUAAUACAGGAUAACCGUAGAAAAAACAUGUAUAACUUGAACAGGAAACAGGUAGAGAUCCAAACUAGGACGUCUUGAGUUCAAACGAUGAUCUUCAAUGACGUAAUGAUGAUGAAACCUUGAACGGAGUCUUUAAUAGUCCCUGUUGGUUUCCGAUUAAACUGAAAAGAGAAUAUAAAAAGGUAUUAGAUUCCAAAAGUGGUUGUGUAAAAGCAAUGAAUAUCUAUCCCUUAAGAUUAAUAAAACAAUAACGUCCUCCCGUCUAACAGUACUAACUAAAUAGCCCACCUACAUUGAAUAUAUACAUUAAGUCCUUGAUGGGCAAAAGCUAGACACUAAUACAGUAAUAGAAGAAACAAAUGCUAUAGAUAUAUAUGAAAAACAGAGGGAGGGAAGAACGAAAGAGAGUAGGGAGGGAAAAUACUCGCCUCCUGUCAUUAUUAAAAUUAAGAUUAUUAGUACACUAAAGCUAACAUAAUGUUCAAUCUUACCACAUGACAGGAGGCUUCAUAUUUUGCAAUUUCUUUUGUAAAUAUCUUUUUAUUAAACCUUUUCGUUUUUGUCAAUUUUGCAACAUGUCAAAGAGAAACAUGGACUCGCAGGUCCCUCUGGUCAUUCACAGAAGCUUAUACAUCGGAAGGCAUGUGAUGACAUACGUGUCUGGGCGACUCGCAGGUCGCUUUCUUGAGUAAAUAGCAUGUGUAUUGUGGACUCGCAGGUCCGGUGUUACAUGGUGGUGCUUAGUACUCUGUUAUAUUUGAUAUAUACCAUUUCUACGUUGGGUGGUUUUGCAUGCCCCACCGUGGUUUUGCUUUGUUUGUCUAUUCCCCAUGCCUACCCAGUAGCCUCUAGGCAGUAGUGAGACAUGUGGCCAUGUGGUGUGCAGCCCCCCAGUGACCUUGUGUCCAGGGUCCAACCUGGCCUUAUUGUGGGGUGUUGGCCCCCUGCCAUAGUAUAAUUUGGUUCUGCCCAGCGGCAUAGGUGGUGUUGGUGGGAAUAACCUAAGGGGCAUCCUGCGACUCCCUCCUAACUAAUGAGCUUUAUAGCUCACAAAACAGGCGCUCUUCCACCCCCUUUACUCGCGAGGCCGCAGUCCGCCCCGAGCCCCGCAAGUGGUCGCACCCUAGCAGGUGUCGCGGCCCUCCCCUGCGCCGCCCCCCGAUAUUUUGCAAUUUCAACGCUGAGAAAAGUAGAGCAAAAGCUGGAUUAGAUGGAGGACGGAAGUAGAAUUUCCUAAAGGUGGAUUCUCUAGUCCAGUCCGCUGCUCGCAAGAUAUCUGGAAGGGAGGCACCGGCCGCGGCCCCGCGAACAGAGUGUGCUCCAAAAGCUUGGUCAAUCCCGGCAAGGGCUAAGAGCCAUCUGGCCAACGUAGUGACCGAGACUGGACCGUAGGGGCGGACGUAAGAGAUAAGAAGUUGACGAUUGUAAGUAGGCCGCAACGUCGCGGUAGCGUCCACGUAUUGAUGGAGAGUAGAGACCAUGCAGAGCUGAAGGUCUGAUGGGAAAAAAGGGGUAAAAUACAGAGGAAGAGUCUGACUUUGUGCGUCUAGAGACCUGGAAGGUUACACCCGCUGGGCAAAAGGUAAAUGCGCCGACGUCAAAAGCGCGUACAUCGGACACCCGACGAAAGGAGACCAGGCAGAGCAGGAAGGUGAAUUUUUGCCGUAAGCUGGCGGAGUGAUAAUUUCUCGUUGGGAGGCCAGUCCCGUAAAAACUGUAAGACAAUGCCAACGUCCCAAAGUCUUGGGGGGGCGCCGAAGGCGCAUGCCGCGGAGGAGUCUACAGAUGAGCAGGUCCUAACCAACAGGUGUCCCUUGAGUCGGAGUAUGUGCCACUGAAAUGGUUAAACAUCACGUUGAUAGACUGGUAUGAUUUUCCGGCUGUGAAUAGGGAGGUGAGGAAAUUCAUGAUGGAGGGAAUAGGUGCAAUAAAGGGGUUGAAAUCAUGUCCCAGACACCAAGUUGUCCAGUAGUGGUAUGCUGAUACGUAGCACCUCAUUGUUCCUGGUGCCCAUGAAUCCCAUAGGAGAUCCCUAGUUUCCUGCGAUAAGGCCUUGGUUCGCCAGGAACCCCGGAAAGAGUCCAGGCCUCCAGAGGAAGCCGUUCCUCCCUGACCAGCGGGUGGGGUAGUCCCAUUGGGUUCCUGAGGACAGUCGGAGUAUCUGGUAGGAGGAGGGGGAUCCCUGUUCGACAGUUCCAGAAGGUCCGGGAACCAUGGUUGGCUCUGCCAUAGUGGCGUGAUGAAGGUCAGCAUCACCCUCUGUAUGUGGAUCCGGUGAAGGACUCUCGUAAUCAUUGAGAACGAUGGGAAUGCGUAAGCUCCGCAUUGUGGCCAUUGUUGCAGAAAGGCGUCCGUUGCUAGGCUCUCCGGGUCUGGGAGCCAGCUGAAGAAGUCCUUCGUCUGUCGAUUUUGUUGUGGGAAGCAAAUCUAGGGAGAAGGGACCCCUCUGCGCAUCCUGUAUCGAGAAAAUAGGAUCUAGUUGCCAGUCGCUGGCGUCUCGCCAGUGGUGUGAGUACCAAUCUGCUGUCAUGUUGGAUUCUCCCGGUAGAUGUUCUGCUAUCAGCGUGAUGUUGCGUGGUAGGCAAUAAUCGAAGAUCUCCUUCGUGAGUUCUACUAGUGCUUGGGAACAUGUGCCCCCGAGGCGGUUGAUGUAUCUUACCGCCGAGACAUUGUCCAUCCGGAGCAAGAUACAGCAGUUGGAUCGUUCCUUCACCAGGCUGCGUAUGGCGAACGAUCCUGCCAGGAGCUCCAGACAGUUGAUGUGCAUCAAAAGUUCUUGGGGGGUCCAUACUCCUCCCGUGGAAGAGGUUCCGUCUGUUGCUCCCCAGCACGAAGUCUGGCUCGUUUCCGAAUAUGGCCCGGCUGUUCCAGGCCUGCAUGCGGUUCAGCCACCAGCGCAAUUCCUCCCGAACCUCGUCCGACAUAGGGACCAGUUGGUCGUAUGUUGGGUUUAUGCGAACGAAUUUGGCCUUGAGGCGUUGCAUGGCCCUGUAAUGCAGGGGUCUGGGAAAAAUGGCCUGGAUGGAUGAGAAAAGUCACAGGGAUAUGGAUGUCAGUCGAAGGACUUUCCGAAUUUCUCUUCGGAUGGCGGCAAUCUUUGCGGCUGGGAGGUGUAGAGUGCACUGUGUAGAGUUUAUCUCGAAUCCUAGGAAUUGGACGGACUGAGCCGGGAUCAUUGAAGACUUGGGGCGGUUGAUAACGAAGCUCAGUGACUCGAGUAGGUGUACCGUGUAGUCUGUGUGCCUCCUUAGGGUCCCUGCAUCGUCGAAGAUCAAAAUGCCGUCGAGGUAAAUGAUGCAUCUUAUGCCGUUGGCCCUGAGUUUCGCCAUUACUGGCUUCGUUAUCUUGGUGAAACACCACGGGGCCGAACGGGAAGUAGGUGAAUUGCCAAGGUGUCCCGUGCCAGUAGAAACGGAGAUAGGAGCGGCUCCUUUCGUGCACCGGGAUGGUAAGGUAUGCGUCCUUGAGGUCUAGACGCGUGAACCAGUCGUUGUCUCGAAGCAGAUCCCGGAGAAGGUGGAUACCCUCCAUUUUGAAAUGGCGGUACACCACGUGGGAAUUGAGCUUCCUAAGGUUGAUGACUGGGUGGAAUUCCCCGGUUUUCUUCCUGACCUGGAAGAUAUUGCUGUAGAACCCAUUUGAGUCCGGAGCUGGUUGGAUGGCACCCUUGGAAUGUAAGUUUUGCAGUUCCGAGUCUAUUAAACAGGCAUCCGCCCGCGUAAGUUGGAUUGGCGUGGUGGAGCCCGUUGGAGCGUGAUUGUCUUGAAUUCUAUUUGAUAGCUCCGCACUGUCCGGACUAUCCAUGUGUCUGAGGAUAGUUCUGCCCAAUUUUGGGGGAAAAAAAGAAACACGACCUGCGAUAUGGGAAGAGGUUAGAGGUAGGGUAGAAUGGUGACUUACCGUUUGGAGAAUCUCGCCUGGGAGCGUCCUCAGCCGCCACGUCCACAAUCCGAUCCCUUGGACUGUUGGAAUCGAUGUCGGGUAGACGAAUCCGGGUAGAAUGGCUGUGCCCUGGUUGUGCGGGGGCCGGAUGGCCAGAAGCGGCUGGUGGCACGGCCCCUCUGCCGACCAGCCCUCCCAAAAACACCUUGGGUGCUAGGGCCGUGGAAUACUUUCCACAUUGAUGUUUGCGCUUUGUUGAGGGACAUAAAAAUAUUGACCCUCUUAUUUAGUAAUUCCUCAGUAAUUCCACAGCUUGCCCUGUGCCAAAAGGCCCUAUUCCUUAUCCCUCAGUUCGACAAGUUUGUCGUCAAUACGGAAAAGUGCUGCUCGGCGCCUUUCCGAAGAGAGGGCCACGUUAGUGUUCCCGAGGAAGCAGAAGCACCUCUGUGCCCACUCUCGGGUAUCUCGUGCCCACUCACGCACCAUAUCUGGGGUAAAGUCAUCAGCCGUCUCAUAGGUGUCACCCGCCAUGUCCAUGAUCCUUGCUAGUGGCCCGACGGCGUCUAGCAGUUUGUCUUGGGCUCCUUUAAAGUCGCGUUCCACGCCCUUGCGUGGGUCCCGACCCCCACGGGACAUGAAUGUUGUCAUGAGAGGAUCAAAUUCGGGGGUAUGUGCUACCUUGUCUGGUAGGAUCGGGCGAGGGCAUUCUGACCUCAUACGUUUCCUCACGGAGCCAGAAGUGCAUGAAUCUGCCCAGGUGAUCGGGUGGUGUCCAUUCUUCUGAACGGGGAUGGCGAAUGUUCCUGGGAUCAAACAUUCGGAGGCCUGAGUUGUCUUGGAAUAUCUCUAUACCCUCUUGUGGGUUAUCCAUGGUCGUGGCCAUGGAGUCCUGGGGCUCACCCAGGGUCUGUUCCCUUACGAGAUAAGGGUCAGAGUUUGCAGCGGAGUCGGCAAGUGCAUGUGUUGGCCCUGCGACUUCCCCAGAGGAAGCCUGAGCGGGUCCCUGGGCCGAAAGGCUCAUGGCUCUUUUGCGUUUAGCAGGGGCCUUUCCUUUGGACUUACGUGGUCCAAUGGCCUCGCCUUUCCAGUGGCGCUUAGGAGGGUGGGUGCGUUCUCUGGAGGAAUCGGAGUCCUCAGAAUCCGCCCAAUAAUGAGCCCGCAUGGAGAUGGGCUUAGGUGCGUCCUGUUCCGACUGGAACGACUUAGCCAAGGCCUUUUCCAUAGAUGCAGCUACAGCAAUCAUGGCCUUGAGAUCUGAGGGAUUUUUUGUGAUUCUUCCAUGGUCUGGAAUCAACACUCUGUGCUCACCCGGUGGAAUAUGCGUGAGGGCUCUUGGGCACAAAUAACUGUAGAGGCCUUGGGACCAGGGGGUGGUAUGGUAGUUGGUAAUGGUUAACCUGAGAGGAUAUGUGACUGGUAGGUCGGAGUAAGGUGGUGAGAGGGCUGUGUCACUGGGGCUCACCAGGAAAUCGGAAUCCUGCAUGGACAGGUCCGUUCAGCAGCACAUGAAUGGGGGCUCACCCCGGCCAGGAUAAGGGAUAGUCCAACUGGCUUAAACCAACCCCAAGUGCAAGGCACUAACCUGACCUGAUCCUACUCUGAGCUAUGAGAAGGAGGCAGAGUUCUUGAAGAGUGUUCCAGAGUACCUGGCAGAGAAGUAGCUGGAGUCUGCAACAGAGUAGCAGUAGCCGUUUAAAAUGGCCGCCGGACUGAAAAGCAGUUGAAAUGGGGAGGUUUAGUACCUUCCCUAGAGUUAGGACGGCAAAGGGAAUUGCCCGAGCGCAAGCGCCAAUAAAUGGCGCGGGCGUUCUGUGCACGAAUAGACUAACGCGAGCGCCUAAUACAAGGCGUUCACAGGGAAAUUGCCGAACAAUAAGCGUUCGGCAAAUGAAACGUACCUUCACGAUUGAAGGUAAGAUAAUGCCAUUCGCGAAGCGAAAGGACGUGCGAUCAAUGGUAAAAGGCGGGGAAAAAAAUGCGAAGAGACGUCUGGCUCUUGGGAGGUGUGGAGAAAAAACGUUGAGAAUGCCCGUAAGUCCUCUUGUAAACCCGGUUAGGGGAAACUACAGCUGAAGGGUCCGAGCCAGGAGGGGCGUCCCUGGAGUGAGGGAAAGGCGGAAAGAGCCCAGAAACAGAGGGGGUUAGCCCCAGAGAAAUGAAGGUCAAUAGAGUAACAGGAGAAAUACAAGCUGGGUAGUAAUAGAAUAUGAUACAAGCUAGAAAAUAUGAUAUAAAUAGAGAAGUAUGAAGGACAGAGAGGAGAAACCAAAAUCUGUACUUAUCUUGUAAUGGAGCAGCAAAGAAAGAGGAAAUUAUGUAAUAUGACACGCCUCUUAUAUCCUAUACUGCAUUGUGAUUGGUUCUCAGUUUUCACUCUUUUUCUUUGCCUCUAUGGGAGUUAGUAAAGAAAGAUUAUGCAAAAUACGAAGCCUCCUGUUAUGUGGUAAAAUUGCCUGGAGUCUGAUAAAUAUGGUGUGCCUUUUCUGACAGUUGACAACCCACUGAAAUGGCAUGGGGUUCCAGCUGGGAAAAUUAAAAGCCAGCCAACAGCUUUCAUAUCUUCAGGCUGUUAAUUUCCAGAUGUCAUAUCAUAUUAAUGUGGACUGACUCAACGUGGUUUUCUGCCUCUUCUGUUCGUGAUCUUAGUGCCCAUUUACUAUGCCUUGUUAUCAAACCUAAGAAGUAGUUUAUCCCAUCUGGAAAAGUGAAAGCCUCCCUUCAUACCUGGAUAUAUUUUGUGUUACAUAUUUUAAUCAAAUUUCAAACUCCCAACUAGAUGGACAGUUUUGAAAUGAAUUUGGCUCUAGCUCAUUUUCAUAUUUUCACUGCUUGGCUAGACCUUGCCAACAUGACGUCCCAUGGUGUGUGCAUGGAAAUCGCCAUUCUCUGCCAAUCCAGUGCCUAUCAUACAUAAGCAUUGGAUUUCACUAGGUGACAGCUGGAAACGUGUCUAAGGACUUUUACAAAAGUGUCAAUCCCUCGUGAAAUAUUCAGGGAAGUAAGGCAAAAGAGAUUUGGGAGUUAGUAGUACAAUGACCCCGUUUUGGAUGUUUUAAUUUUAUCUUUUAUUUACUAAUCGUUACGUAAUGUGAGUUCAUCCAAAUCUUAUAUGACACCAGGAGAGGGCGCUCUCAACAUUUCAUUUUUUCUUUCAAAACAUUACAACCAACAGAAAUGCAUUUAAGUAUCUUUUGUAAUUUUUAAAAAAAAUUUUUUUUUUGGCUAAAAGCAUUACUGACUGUCAUUAAAAAAUCAGCAACAAGGGAAUGUAUAGAAUGCACUUUUCUUCAUUUUCUUCACUUACUUUUCUUUGUAACUGUUGGAUUCUCAUGCACAGUAGUUAGAAAAUGUUAGUGUUGGUAAAUCUAAGAACACAUAUGGGCAACUUAUUUGUAUUAUUUUGAAUUUUAUGCUGUUCUUUAAUUUUUUCGAAAUGAAAUUGAAUUGUACAUUUUAAUUAAAAACAUCUAAUCUAUAUGUUAGAGCAGUGGUUCCCAACAUAGUCCUAAAGUACUCCCUAACAGUCCAGGUUUUUGGGAUUACCCAGUUGUGUCUACAGUGUUUUUUAGAGUAAAAACAAAACACUUUAGACAACAGGGUAGUCCCUAAGUCCUGGACUGGUAGGAGGUACUUAAGGACUGGGUUGGAAACUCCUGUGCUAGAAGUUUGGUUAUCUUAAAUGUGUAUUUGGAAAAUAAACGCUAAAUGAAAUCUUACAUUUAUACACAAACAAACAAGAUUUAGAUUUACUUUAUACUUAGAUCUUUACAUAUAACAGACUAUUAUUGUGCAUGUUUGCAGGGUGUGAAUGGAGUUCUGGAGAGUCCCACGGGAACGGGAAAGACUCUUUGCCUGCUGUGUGCCACCCUUGCAUGGCGCCAGCACUUUAAGGAUGGGAUCAGCGCCCGUAAGAUUGCGGAACGCAUGAAUGGAGCCGAACUGUUUCCUGACCGUCCGAUAUCCACCUGGGGGAAUACAGACACCAGUGGUCAGGGCUCAGGUACAAGUCUUAUUCUGAGAACAUGUUGCCUUCUCUCUUUGCUUCACUCUCUCCAGAAAACCACCUCUAUUUAGUAUAUUUUUUAAUUAAACAUAUAGGUGCUCUAGAUUACCUCCUUUGUCAUUCUUUAUAUAAACUUAAGACCCUGCUGUUCUCCAGCUUAUUACAGUGACAUUCCCAAGAUUAUCUACGCCUCCAGGACCCAUUCUCAGCUGACGCAGGUUAUAAGUGAGCUGAAGCACACGUCCUACAGGUAAUGGGUAUUGCUGUGUGUUGGACGGGGUAGCAAAGUUACAUUCUAAGCUUAAAGACUAUUAGAGUAAUUGAUCUUUGGAGAGCUGUUUUUCACCGUGGGUUGUAAUUAUGGAAUGGGUAUUUUGGCUAAUUUCCUGGAAACUAUUGCUUUUUUUAACUUAAGGACCAAACUUUUGGAAUAAAAGGGAAUCAUGACAUGUCACACAUGUCGUGUCCUUAAGGGGUUAAAGUUGUUUUUUUUUUGUUUGUUUUUUUUAAAUGUAGAGAGGCCAGAUGUCUAUUCCAUAGCAUGCUCUGUGUAUGUGUAAUGUGUAUCAUGUGAGGGGCCAGAGCUUAUUCAAUGUAGCCUCUUCCCUUUUUAAUAAAAAAAAAUAAAUAAUAAUUUUGAAAUCUUUUUCCUCUAGGCCCAAAGUUUGUGUUCUCGGUUCUAGGGAGCAACUGUGUAUCCACCCCGAGGUGAAGAAGCAGGAGAAUAAUCAUGUUAAGGUAACUGUUAGUAAGGGAAAGCACAGUAUGGGCAAAAUGUCUCCAGUAUUAAUAGCUCUCCAGUAAAUGUCCUGUCAGGCAAAACUUCUAAUACAGGGGUCCACGCUCACAGAUCUGCACCGACACUGAUAAUCACUCCCAUACUCACUUAUACAUACAAGCACUCCUUUAAUUUAGCUUGGCCAUGUGGCGUCUUUAUGAAGAGGGCGCUUCUAAUAGGACCCUCCAUUGUUAUUCUGGCCCAAAGUGUGUAGUCAGGGAGCAGAGUAUGAUCUGCCUUAUUCCUGCCUCUUCACACACAAUACACAGCAUUGUGCAUCACAUCCUCUGAGUCUGGCAAGUGAUGCCACUAAGCUACAUUAGUGGGGAAGCAGCCAGUACCUCAAUUGUUAGACUCUCUGGAUACCUGGUUACAUUUGCCAGAUGUCUGGUGUCUGACUGGACAAUCUAGUAAUUGAAGUGCCAGCAGCUUCCCUCCUAUGCUGUAGGCCGCAUGAAAUGGUUAGGAGACUGCAAAUGGUCCGCUGCCCAGUAGUUUCAGACCCUUGCUCUAAUAUCCAAGCUGUAGGAGGCAAAUCGGCUACCCUGUUAUGGCCGUUCUUUUGGUAAUUGGAGAUUGGUGUCCAGGAAAACAUGGUGGAUCUGUUAAGUGUGAAUGCCCUUUUUUCUUUUUACCUUUUUCCUUAUAAAAAAUUUAAGCAGGUGCAGAAUUAACCAAUAACAAGUGAAAGAAAUAAUAAAGUGUCUGAAAUAUGCACCUUAGCUUGGCAUAGGCAUGUGCACGGGGAAAAUUUUCGGUUUGGUUCAGGACUUCCGCACUUAGGGACUUCCGCAACUUUGACACUUCGGGACUUCUCUUGCAGCCGCUUAGUAGAUAACUCCCUAAUUCCCACGGUAUUAGGGAGUUAUCUACCAAAAGGCUUAAAGACCUAAAUUGGUCUUUCAGCCAAAUUUACUAAUAUUAGGUAAAUAUUACUUAGUAUUAGUAAAUGAUCUGCCCCUACUCGCUAUACCGCGAGUAGGGGCAUGUCUAUUAAACAGUGAGCAGCCUGUGGCUGCUCACUGUUAAAAAUAAAAAAUAGGGUCCCUCACCCGCGACGCGACCUAUUGUCCUCCCAUCUGGCCCCCACCCCUGAGCGGUGAGUGGGGGCCCUACAGUAAAAUAAGGGGGGGGGAAACCUAAUGUCCUCCCCCCUGAGUGCCGGAUGGGGACCCUAAAUACUAAUAGGGAGGGGGGACCUAAUGUCCUCCCCUCUGGCCCCCACCCCUGAGUGGCGGGUGGGGGCCCUAAAUUGGAUUAAGGGGGGGACCUAAAGUCCUCCCCUCCUGAAGAUGGAUUAUUUUUUUGCGCUCCUUUUUAUUUAUUUAUUUUUUUAAGUGCGUCGGUUAUUAUGGAUUUUUUUAUUUGACCUUUUUUGGGGGCUGAAAAAAGAUUUUAGAAGAAAGAAAACAUCAAAUGAUAAGUUUUAUUUUUUAGUUAAAGGUCCCUCCUUCAUUUUUAGGGUGAGGGUGGUAGGUAGGUGUUAAUUUAUUUAUUAAAAAAAUAAAAUUUGGGGGGGGGGAGUGGCGGCAAGGGGGGAGGACAUUAGGUGUCCCUCCCCCUUAUUCCAAUUUAGGGCCCCCACCCACCGCUCAGGGGUGGGGGCCAGGGGGGAGGACAUUAGGUCCCCCCCCUUAUUAGUAUUUAGGGCCCCCCACCCACCGCUCAGAGGUGGGGGCCAGGACAUUCGGUUCCCCCAUCUUAUUCUAGUUUAAGGCCCCCACCCACCGCUUAGGGGGGAGGACAUUAGGUCUCCCCCCCCACCUUAUUUUACUAUAGGGCCUCCACCUGCCGUUCAGGGGUGGGGGGCGGGGGGGCAAUAGGUCUCCCCUUCAUGUUAGAAGUCCCCACUCCCGCAGCACGGGUGGGGGUUCGGGAGGGGGACGACUACCUUUUUUUGUUUUUGUUUUUUACAGCGGUAUAGCGAGUAGGGGCAUAAUUUACUAAUACUAAGUAAUCUUUACUUAGUAUUAGUAAAUUUGUCUGAAAGACCAAUUUAGGUCUUUCAGCCUUUUAGUAGAUAGCUCCCUAAUACCGUGGGAAUUAGGGAGUUAUCUACUUAUUCAUUCCUGUCAUUACACUGACUGGCUAAGUAACUUACAUUUUAUAUGAAUGUAUGUUACUUGAUUGUUGUAAGUGUUGCAAAUGCUUACAGCUGAAUCCUGGCUAUGUUUGUAUACUUUUUAUUUAAAAUUGUAUACAGUGUAACAUUCUUCAUUCUUCCACUGGGUAAGUAUAUUAGUUCUUAGGCAAUACUGUGCUUCGGCACUUCGGCAAUUCGACACUUCAGAAAUUCGGUAAUUUUGGAACUUCGGGACUUCAACCAUUCAGCAAUUCAUCUAUUCAGAUAUUCGGAAGUACCCGAAGGUCCGAAUUGCCCGAAAUUCGUCCGAAUUCACAUUCGGACCGAAACGAAUUGCGCAUGUCUAGCUUGGCAGACAUUGGCUGAUGUAGAAUCUCACAGAGAGAAAUCUUAGAGGCAAAGAGAUUGCAGAUUAUUGGAGAAAACUAGAUAAGGUGUGAGAAGAAGAAAAAAAAAACUGCGGGGAGAAUCAUAUUGCAUUACUGUCUGUUGGUGUCUGUAAUUAUGCUUUAGCCAUUGUUAUGUUUUUUUUAUUUUUUUAUUUAUUUUUCUAGUGCAUGGGUGAGUUAACAAGCUAACAGUGACAUUUUCAAGUGAAAAAAUUAAUAAAUUCAGUACAAUGAGAUUGAGAUCAAGAUUGUCGUGAAAUGUCAGCAGUACAGCACUUUCUUUUUUUUUUUUUUAAAUAACAUGAAAGAACAAUGAUGGAAACUAUACAGUGCGUAUGAGUGAUCCUAAAACCAGUUGUUAUAGUGAUUACAUAUCGUAGGUACUGAUACUGAUUGCCACCAAUAACAAGCUUAGUCAAAUACAUAUAGGGUAAGGUGAAGGUGAAGUGACCCCUAGGUCUCACAGCAGUGCUUAUUUCUGCAUCGCUUUUGCUUGGGAUUAAAGGUACUUGCAUGUCUGAGCCUUGGGUUGUAGGUAGCUUAUUAGUGUGGAGAGGUGCCUAAACUUUCACAUCAGCUAAUAUUGCUAAGAGAAUAUAGAGUGAGUCUGGCAUAUAGGAGUUGCUAGCUUUUGCGGAGAGGAUAGCUAUUGCAUAGUGGAGCGGGGAAUCACACCGCCAAACGAUAGUAUCGUAAUAAAACAGGUGUGGAUAUCAUGUUAAUUGCUGGCACAUAUCAAUCGUAGGGUCAUAUUAAUUAUGGGCACCUAUUAAUUAGUCAUUGACACAUAUCUAUUCUGGGUACAUAUUAAUCAGUCAUUGGUGCAUGUCUCACUGGAGGUUGCUCUCUGCAUCUUAGUUUGAAUUGUCCUGAUUGUCUCUGGACUCUGCACGCAUUGCAAGUGGCUGUUCUCAGCGCCAGUCAGCCGAUCCCUCUUGUGGGCCAUGCUGGGGGUGUCUCCGCGUGGCAUCAUCUGUGCAGUGCAGGUGUCAGUUGUUGAUUAUACCCCAGCAGGUGUCUUGGGAGGUUGUUGCGGUGGUACAAUGACCGAUCAGGUCCCCUCGUCCCGUUUAGUGCGGGAAUCACUGCCCAGUGUCCCUGUGCUGCUCCUCCACGCUUGGUUGGGCAGUGUGCCUUCUGGAACUCCGUUUUCUUGGAGGCCCUCCUGGUGUGUGGACGGUGGGACUGACUGUGGUCCUGCCUGCCAUGAAGGAGGUUUGUUGCUUCGGGCAGUUGCUUGAGACCGUUGUUUGCUGCGCAGGGUUGAGCAGCAUUGUUGGUCCUGUGGGCGCUGGGGCUUGUUUGCAGCGGCCAUUUUAUGACCUCCUCGUGGGUGCUUUGAGGAGCAGAUGCCUUGUUGUUUCUCAGCAUUUUGUUGUGUGCGCCGUUCAAGCUUGUGCCAGAAAGCUUCAAAAAUCGCUUCUAGCCUAGCUGAGUAAUCCGCUUGUUCAGAGUGGUUAUUAGCUGUUUUUCCGCCCUCUCCUCGGGUUGCUUGGACUCAGCUCUGACGGCAGUCCGAGGGGUACUGCGAGUCUGUUGUGUUGCAGGCUGUGUUGUGGGGGUAAUCGUCCCCAGCGAGGACCGAGAUAUCCCCCACCGGUCCAUAGGGGGUGGUAGCAGGGCUAUGCUGAAUUCUUGUGGGUGAGCAUGUCCCACGCUGGGGGAUCGGCCGCCUCCUCCAGACGCUAGGCCCCGCUCCAGGUUAGGCCGCAUGGCCGGCUCAGAAACUCUCGUGGCGUACCGAGUCAAGACAGGCAUCCUCCCGUUUCUCGAUCGGUCCUGCAUCGCAUCCUGGGCACCGUGAGCAGCUGUUGAUAAUAGUUUGGUCGGAAAAGGCUUAAUUGUGCCUGCUGGAGCUCUCACUAAUUGCGACCGGCCAUCUUGGCUGUCGGCCCCGCCCCCGUUAUGGCUUUUUUUUUUUUUUUUAAUGCUCGUCCCUUCCAUAUUGCAAGGCGAGAUCUGUUUAGUGGUCGUCUUGAGCUAAUUAUACCUGAUCACACAUUCAAAUAUUAUGCCUGACUUUCGACUGUCCCAUUUCUUUUAGGUCCACAUGUGCCGUUCUAAAGUGUCCAACAGGUCCUGUCACUUCUACAAUAAUGUGGAAGGUGAGUCUGCUUGGAGAGCUUCUUAACAGAGCCAUGGUUUUUGGGGAGAUAAGGAUAUUUUUCAGAUUUAGGCCUUCAUUGUAAUAUCAUAGAUGGAUCUGUGUGAAGUAGAAGCCAGACUUGAAUAUGAGCUGUGAUAUUUUUCAUUAUUACUAGACCGGUUUAAAAAAUUUCAGAAAUGCGCAUGUUUAUACUGGUGUACACUACCAGGGAGUAGUUGGAGAAAUUAUAUUCUGUGCUCAUGUCACUUUUCCUUCAAGAAAAGAGUACAGAGAAGGACUUGACAAGCCACAUCCUGGACAUUGAGGAUCUAGUGAAGAGCGGCACCAAGCAUAGGUGAGCUAUACAUCGUGAUUUUGCUAGAUCUAUGCUUCUACUCCGAUAGUGUAGUGAAUUCUAGAUCCAUUGUUUGUUUUUUGUCUUGCAGGGCCUGUCCUUACUACCUGUCCAGGAAUCUGAAGCAGCAAGCAGACAUCAUCUUUAUGCCCUAUAACUAUCUUCUGGACCCCAAGGUACAUAUAUUACAUAGCUGAAAAGAGACUUGCGUCCAUCAAGUUCAGCCUUCAAUUUUUAUUUUUAUUUAUUUUACCAUGUAGCAGAACAAAAACAAAAUAGAAAACUAAAAUGUAUAUAUCAUAAAUGGACAUGCACAAAGGACAGCCAUUCCAGUGGUUAAACCUCUAAUGCCUUCUACACUGAGUUCCCAGGUGGCCUGACUGUAGAUAUUAUUUUUCUCUCUCCUCAGAGUCGUCGAGCCCACAAUAUUGAUUUGAAAGGGACGGUUGUCAUAUUUGAUGAAGCUCACAAUGUGGUAAGAUUUUUGUUCAGUUCCGUUUGCAUGACUCCCAGAGAAGGCAUUUCCUGAUAUAUUUUUCACACUAUUACUGUUCUGCAUCCAUCACAACAGUCCUGACAUUGAUCUCCUUGUUUGAUCACGUUAACCCUAGGAGCGAAUGUGUGAAGAGUCUGCCUCCUUUGACCUUGCACCAUACGACUUGGCUUCUGGCAUUGAUGCCAUCAACAUGGUCCUUGAUGAGCAGACAGAAGCUGCAGAACACAAUCUUAUCAGGUCUGAAUUCAAUAUGGAAACCCCAAGCUCUGGUAAGUGCAAUGUACGAACUGAUAUCUGCUAGGAAUGACCCUCUCAUUCUUUGGAAUUCUACUUGAGAGAGUAGAUUGUUACAUCAGCAAAUAUAACUUUCUUUGUACUUUCAGGUCUAAACAUUGAGAUUGAAGACCUUGCAAAGAUAAAAGGUGGGUAUUGCUGUCCUCCACACACACACGUCCUUCUCACUGUAUCCCACCUUCAUCCCAAUGCCAAUGGAUAAAAUACCAUCUUUUUCUCAUGUUCUAUGUACAAGAAAUUUAUAUAUUUAUACACUGCUCAAAAAAAUAAAGGGAACACAAAAAUAACACAUCCUAGAUCUGAAUGAAUUAAAUAUUCUUCUGAAAUAAAUUGUUCUUUACAUAGUUGAAUGUGCUGACAACAAAAUCACAAAAAUUCAAAAAUGGAAAUCAAAUUUUUCAACCCAUGGAGGUCUGGAUUUGGAGUCCAAGUUGAAAAAUUCACUACAGGCUGAUCCAACUUUGAUGUAAUGUCCUUAAAACAAGUCAAAAUGAGGCUCAGUAGUGUGUGUGGCUUCCACGUGCCUGUAUGACCUCCCUACAACGCCUGUGCCUCCUCCUGAUGAGGUGGCGGAUGAUCUCCUGAGGGAUCUCCUUCCAGACCUGGACUAAAGCAUCUGCCAACUCCUGGACAGUCUGUGGUGCAACGUUGGUGGAUGGAGCGAGACAUGAUGUCCCAGAUGUGCUCAAUUGGAUUCAGGUCUGGGGUACGGGUGGGCCAGUCCAUAGCAUCAAUGCCUCUGUCUUGCAGGAACUGCUGACACACUCCAGCCACAUGAGGUCUAGCAUUGUCUUGCAUUAGGAGGAACCCAGGGCCAACCGCAAGAAAUGCCACCCCACACCAUUACUGACCCACUGCCAAACCGGUCAUGCUCCAGGAUGUUGCAGGCAGCAGAACGUUCUCCACGGUGUCUCCAGACUCUGUCACGUCUGUCACAUGUGCUCAGUGUGAACCUGCUUUCAUCUGUGAAGAGCACAGGGCGCCAGUGGCGAAGUUGCCAUUCUUGGUGUUCUCUGGCAAAUGCCAAACGUCCUGCACGGUGUUGGGCUGUAAGCACAACCCCCACCUGUGGACGUCGGGCCCUCGUACCACCCUCAUGGAGUCUGUUUCUGACCGUUUGAGCAGACACAUGCACAUUUGUGGCCUGCUGGAGGUCAUUUUGCAGGGCUCUGGCAGUGCUCCUCCUGUUCCUUCUUGCACAAAGGCGGAGGUAGCGGCCCUGCUGCUGGGUUGUUGCUCUCCUACGGCCGCCUCCACGUCUCCUGAUGUACUGGCCUGUUUCUUGUAGCGCCUCCAUGCUCUGGAUACUACGCUGACAUACACAGCAAACCUUCUUGCCACAGCUCGCAUUGAUGUGCCAUCCUGGAUGAGCUGCACUACCUGAGCCACUUGUGUGGGUUGUAGACUCCGUCUCAUGCUACCACUAGAGUGAAAGCACCGCCAGCAUUCAAAAGUGACCAAAACAUCAGCCAGGAAGCAUAGGAACUGAGAAGUGGUCUGUGGUCACCACCUGCAGAACCACUCCUUUAUUGGGGGUGUCUUGCUAAUUGCCUAUAAUUUCCACCUGUUGUCUAUCCCAUUUGCACAACAGCAUGUGAAAUUGAUUGUCACUCAGUUUUGCUUCCUAAGUGGACAGUUUGAUUUCACAGAAGUGUGAUUGACUUGGAGUUACAUUAUGUUGUUUACCUGUUCCCUUUAUUUUUUUUUGAGCCAUGUAUUAUUAGAGGCUCCGAUCUUCAUUCUUUCUCUUUUGCAGGUGCACUCCUAGAGUUGGAGCGUAGUAUUGAUGCUAUAGCACUGCCCUCCAGUGGUGGAGGCCUCACCAAAGAUGGAAGGUAAGUGGCAUGUCAUAUACCUUAUGCAUACCUACCUACAUUAUUAGUUAAAGCUAUUUAAGCGGAAACUAUUAGUUCAAAAUUCUUCUUUAUAUUUUUUUCUUUUUAAAUUUAUUUAAAUUAUUGGCAUGUUUGUGACACUACCCUCCAGCCCUCCCUUUUUAAAGAUUUAAUAUUUGUCCCUUUUUAAUAUCCUCUAGUAAUGUCCUGCUCCAAUGAGUCCAUCUUCUAAUAAAGCUUUAUUCUCUCCAUAUCCUAUGGGAAUCCAACUGAACAGAUGUGCUGUAAUACUGCAAAUCAGACUUGAUAUUUUCUAGUAAUUACCCUUCAAUUUGUGCAAUUCCUACAACGGCUUAUUUAGAUUGAGUGUAUAGCCAUUUCAGAUGCACUAGUGGGAAAUAUCAGGCUGCUGUUGGACCCCACCCCUUUACCACAUUAAGGCAUUAAAAAUAAAAUGGAAGUUAAUAACAAAUUAGUAAUUUCUGCAUUUGCUGUACUGAAUAAACUUUCAUUUAAUUCCAAUACAAUUAAGAGUUUAGUUGAUAAACCCCAAAGAUUGACGCAAAGGAAAAUUUGCAAUAUGAUAACGCUCUUUACUGCAAGUAUGUUCUAAAGCAUAUGUUACGGCCAUACGCCAUUUCAUAUAGUUUAUAAACUCAUGAGAUUAGAUAUAAAUGGAAGAGUAUCUGUAGUUAGUGGUUUCUGAGGUUCUUCCCUUUUUCUUUUUUUUUUCAGUUACAUAUUUGACCUUUUUGCUUCUGUGGGGAUCACCUAUGAUACAAAGUCUCGUCUACUGGAGUAUCUGGAACAAAUUAUUCAGCAUGUGGGCGGAAGUGAGAUAUCGCUUAAGGGUGCUGGAGGCUUGGGUGGAUGGGUGGGGUGUUUUUUAACCCACAGUUGACCUGCACACAUACAUUGCCAUUUUAUGUUAUAUCUGUUAAAAUGCUAUCAUUGUAACUUUUAUUACGUAGAACUAACUGAAGGCCAAACCUCAACUUUCCCACAAUUCCCAGGCAGGCUUGGCUGGCUGAGUAAUAUGAACAGGUGUUAGAGGUUAGGUUUAAUGCCCUUUUUAAGAUGCAAUAUAUAUAUAUUAUUUUCUGUCCAGAAUCUGGGGUCUUCACGAACACUCUGGGGCUACAGAAGCUGUCUGAUAUUAUCCAGGUGAGGAGAUGGUUGACACAUGGAUUUGUAAUGGUGGUAGUCCAGAUGUCAUUUGACCUAAUCCCAGCAGAUCAUCUUGUUUCAUUGCCUGCGCCAGUAUGCACCUUUCCUUUACCCUGCUAUAUGUUCUUUGUAGAUCGUGUUUAACGCUGAUGUUCCGGAAGGUGCACCUGCUCCUACGUCCACUCAUAAAAUAUCCAAAUAUUAUAAGGUCAGUGUGUCUGUAAUCUGUGUCAAUCAGGUGGAGUCAAACUUUCCUAUCAUGGUAUUUUCUAUUUUGUGUCUCCUAUAAAGAAAGAGCUGAUUGUUUCAAAAGAUAAAUAGGAGCAGCAUAAGAUGAGAUCAUGGAAGGAGUAAAACUUGCUUUUUCAUAAUUCUGAAACCCAAGCAGUUAAUGUGGUUCUCCCCUGGAUUGAAACAUACUCCAUUUCCUAUCUCCGAUCACUGCAUUCACUCUCUCCCCCCAGUCAGACUGUGCUUUGUAGAUGACGACCGCUGCAGCCUGAUUUGCGAUUGGCUUAGGUAGAUGUAUUUUAGCCCUUCGAUAUCUUGUCAAACUUGUUCUGCCAGUUUGUACUUUUUAGUGAGGAUGUGUGACUUUGAGUGGGGUUUCAUCAGAGCUACAAUACUGACUUGACUAAAUGCCAGGAGCAGUAGGACAAAAAGACAAUCAGCUGCACCCGAAACCCUCUGUAAAGGGUAAAGCUGUUUAAAUAAAGUCUUUGUAAGAUGAUCAAAUGCUCUGUCUCCUCAGAUCACAGAUUUCGUUUUGUUAUGCAGCUAGUGGGCCUUGAAACUAACUUUUACCAGGGUUUCUAUUUAUUUUUAACACAUGAGAACAAAUGUCCCAUGCAAUGUUGUGUCUCCAAGAAAUGGCUAAUGGACUACAUCUCCCCUGAUGCUUUGUCAACAUUAUUGCUGUAGGAGCAUUAUGGGAGAUGUAGUCCACAACAUUUGGUGUGCUGAAUCAGGCUUCCUCUGGCCUAAAGUAUUGGAAAUCUUAGGAAUGCGGGUGAUCACAGUUUGUACUGCUUCCCAGGUUCACAUUCAUCCUGACACAAGCCAGAGGAAGAAGCCACGUGGGGAUGUUUGGAGUAAUAGCAGAAGGGAUGGAGGUAAGAGAUUGAGUGGUGGCUCAUUUCGCCAUUGGUAUUUGUACUACAAACCCUGGUCAAUGGUCUGACCACAUCUUACUUUCUCUAAUGGACUUUAAGAUGUUUACAAAACAAGUGAAGGUGGCGGGACAUCCUCUACUUGGGCAUCCUUGGGCUUAAAAUCUAGAUAACAUAACUUUAGAACCAUCAUGUUUAGAGACCUACGUAAGCAUCCCAAUAGAUACCCGUGUAUAAAAUAUUGAUUGCCUUUACUGGAAUAUUUGCAGUUAAACAGGAUUUUAUUCAAUGGAGCACUCACUGUGUCAGUGAGGCAUGAGGAAUCCGUGACAAAGCCAGAUAGAAUGACCAAUGAGAAUGAAACAGUGGAAGAUAGCGAAUCAAUGAAAAGAAUGAUACAACAACCAAUCAGAAUCAGGCUGAAAGAAGCUUUAUAUUGAAGAAUUGCAAUGUUCCUUAACUUUUGGGGGAGUUUUUUGUAAGUGAUAUUGAGGAUUUCGCGACAAAGACCGAGGUCUAUUACGCUGCCAGUUCUUGGCAUGACUAGAAAUCAAGAGGUCAUUGUAACAAGGCCGUGCGUUUCCUUGACAACAAGCUGGACCCUAAUCCUUUUAAUGGGAAAAAAUUGUUCCUUUUAUGAGAUGCUGUAAUUUGUGCUCACACAUCUACACGUGACCUCUUUUAUGUUCAUGUAUGUAUCCCAACAAGUGUCCACUAAAGCUCUAAAUGCUUUCCAUACACGAAGACCAAUAUUAACAGCAUUUUGGAUUUGCUCUGAAUAUUUGAUGUAUCUAUCAGCUCAGGGAUGCAAAAAAAUCACUGUGUUUCCCAGUCUCACGUCCGUUUCGAAAAGUGAUGUCAUGAAGGUUGUAAAUCUGUAAAAAUGAAAUCUGCAAAAAAAAAUCCCUCACCCACACCCUGCGGUGUGAGUUACAGAACUGUCUGUUUUAAAAAGGAAAACCAUUACCUCCAUUUAUUGUUACACCACUGCAUUAAGCACAAUGGGGUAUUAUCAGUUCUUAGUGAAAAUGACAUUGACCUAGUAACAGUGGGCUUUUUGACUUUAAUGAAAAAUCCUUGACUGUGUUCCACGGGCCUAUAAGUUCUAGUUUUAUCAAAUAAUUUUCCUCUCUCUGUUGCAGGGAAGGUUCUGAGUUACUGGUGUUUCAGCCCUGGGUAUACAAUGCACGAUUUAGUGAAACAAGGUGUUAGGAGCAUUAUUCUGACCAGUGGAACCCUGUGUCCUCUCUCCUCCUUUACCAUGGAAAUGCAAAUGUAAGUGGAUUGGUAGUAAGGUUCAGACCAUGGUCAUAUGAUCCUCCAAUGCAUCAUUGUGUAGUUACCUUGCAGGAAUCUCUAGAACGGUGUUAGUUAAUGCUUAGGCGAAAUAAUGACCAAGUUUUAAUAUAAAAUUGUUGACCUUUUACAUUUUUGGAAGGUGCUUGUGUUUCCCCUGCGCACACAUUUUCUAGAUUUAUAGAGGGUUUGGCUGUUUGAAAGAGGAAGAUCUGUAUCGUUUUGUGUCUUUCUAAAUAAUGUGUAUGGCAGAACUGCGAGAUCUAUGUUUUCCUGGAAAUUUAUAUAUGAAUAGUCAGUCUAUGAAAGGUAUUGACUUGUAGUAUGUAGCCUUGGUGUGUUGUGUAUCUUGUGACUGGCAAGGCUCAAUAUUUCCAUUCUCCAUUGGCAUAUGAAUAUUCACCUCAGAUGAGUGUGCUAUGGACCCUCUAGGCUUACAUUGGAGAGUAUUUAAAGGACCACUCUAGGCACCCAGACCACUUCAGCUUAAUGAAGUGGUCUAGGUGCCAGGUCCUUCUAGGGUUAACCCAUUUUUUUAUAAACAUAGCAGUUUCAGAGAAACUGCUAUGUUUAUCAAUGGGUUAAGCCUUCCCCCUAAUCCUCUAGUGGCUGUCUCAUUGACAGCCACUAGAGGCGCUUGCGUGCUCUCACUGUGAUUUUCACAGUGAGAGCACGCAAGCGUCCAUAGGAAAGCAUUGUAAAUGCUUUCCUAUGCGACGGGCUGAAUGCGCGCGCAGCUCUUGCCGCGCGUGCGCAUUCAGCCCAGGAGGAGGAACGAAGGAGGAGAGCUCUCCGCCCAGCGCUGGAAAAAGGUAAGUUUUUAACCCUUUCCCCUUCCAGAGCCGGGCGGGAGGGGGACCCUGAGGGUGGGGGCACCCUCAGGGCACUAUAGUGCCAGGAAAACGAGUAUGUUUUCCUGGCACUAUAGUGGUCCUUUAAAGUAAGGAUCGACCGAUUAUUGGAUUUUUAGAGUCAAUACCGAUAAUCUGUGAACUUUCAGGCCGAUAACUUGCCGAUAUUCUGUACAUUUACCAUUUUGAAAAAAUAAACAAUUUCUAAAGGUAAAUGCACAAAAUAUACAUGUGACAUGUAGUGGAUGCAGUGUGUUUACACAGGGAAGCUGUGUGUGUGUGUGUAUAAUGAAUGCAGGGUGUUUGUGUAGUGUGUAUAGUGAAUGCAGGGUGUGUUUGUGUAGUGUGUAUAUAUAGUGAAUGCAGAGUGUGUGUGUUUGUGUAGUGUGUGUAAAGUGAAUGCAGUUUGUUUUGUGUAGUGUGUGUUUGUAUAGUGUAUGUAUAUAAGGAAUGUAGUGUGUGUAUAUAAUGAAUGCAGUGUGUGUGUGUUUCUGAAGGGAUGUAAUUUGUGUAAAAUGGGGGCAUUUUUUUAUUUUAUUUUUAAUAUAUAAUUUUAUUUUUUGGGGGUGGGGUGGGGGGUUGUUUUUGUCCCAACUCCCUGCUUGUUACCUGGCCAGGGAGAGGGGCUUUGGCAUUCCCCGGUGGUCCAGUGGCAUGUAUUGAGAAGUGGGGGGGCCCGCAGCAAGCUCUUACUUACCCUACCUUCAGCUCCCCUGUGUAAAUCUCACUAUCUGUGUGCCGCUGUAACCCAUGGCAAUGCUCUGACUGCCGCGGGACCUGCAAGAUUUACACAGGGGAAUUAAGGGAGCAGCUGGAAAGGUAAGUAAACGCUUCCCGCGGGCCCCUCCAGGACCGCCGUGCUUGUAAUGGGCCCGGCGGUCCUGGUAUGUAUUAUCAGCAAUAUCGGUAUCUCUAUUGGCUGAUACCGAUAUUGCCGAAAAUACAGAAUAUCGGCCGAUAAUAUCGGUAAAACCGAUAAUCGGUCGAUCCCUAAUUUAAGGCCUUGGCUUGUAGCACAUAAUUUUAUAUAUAUUUUUUUUUUUAAUCUAAUCAUUCAAGACACAAUGCUUUUUAGACUCCUUGAUUGAGGUCAGUCCUGCAGCUUGUGACUUUUGCUUACUACAGGGCAGCAUUUUUCAUGUGCUGCCUGUGAGUAUACAGUGGAAAGAUGUGUUUAGGAAGGGAUGGUGGACCUGGCAGCCAUUUCUAUGGAGUAGUAAUAGUGUUUUGAAACCUUGGCUUGUGUGUGAAGUGGUUAUGUACAGACUGCAGCUUCUCCCAGCGGUUGCUAAUAAAAUGUUUGUAUUUCAGCCCAUUCCCAGUGUCCUUGGAGAAUCCACAUGUAAUUGAGAAGCAUCAGAUUUGGGUGGGAAUCGUUCCCCGUGGCCCAGAUGGAGCACAGCUCAGUUCGGCAUUUGACAGGCGGUACGUUUUUCUGGAAUCAUGGCUGCAUGAUCACUUGCUCAGCUCUGAUAUUUUAUUCACAUUGUACAAUCCGAGCACUGUCUUCUGUAAUUAUAACAACAUAGUGCAAGGGGUGAACAAAGAAUUGGUGAGGUGGGGAAGGUGCAUGCAGUUAUACUGAUCAGAUAAGAAAAGAAAAAAAUCAAGUCUCUGUAGCAUAGGCCAGAAGAUUGUGGGUGUAUUUUUUUUUUUUUAGAUUGGAGGGAAUUGGGUAUUUUCUAUCCUUCAGAGGGAAGAGGGGAAUCCUAUUAUUCUUUAGACAGCAGGGAACCGGGGUAUGUUUUGGGAUCAGGGUAUACUUGUAUAGGCAGAAGGGAAUGGCGGUAUAAAAGGAGGGUAUAUGGGUAAAUAGUUUAUUCUUCAACGAGGCGAUAUAUCUUCUGACGUCAUCUUGUUCUGCACAUACUCUCACUGCACUCUUGAUAUCACAGUCUCUCUUGUACUCGUCUUGGCUUUCUAUUGUAGUUUUUCAUGAAUACAGUUACUGUCUCACUACAGCUGGCUCUUACUCUCUUGCUGUUACUCUGCAGGUUUACAGAGGAAUAUCUGUCAUCGCUGGGGAAGACAAUUGGUAAUGAUUAGGUUUUAGUUUUUUUAAAUGAAUAAAGCAUGGACAUAAUUCAGUAAUGUACUUGUUCUGCUGCCUCUCCAGUCCUCCAGUUGGUGUUACUUUUCAUACCUUUUCCUCCAGUUGGCGUACUGCCUGUCGGGCUGCUUCCUGCACUUGGCGUGCUGCCUCUCAUGCCAUGUACUUGUCCUUCAGCUGGCGUGCCUCUCAAGCAGUGUUUUACUGUUGACAUUCUGCUUCAUUGUCCUGAUUAUAUAUGCUGCCUGAUGCCUUGUGUCGGUACAUGCUGCCCAGUAUUCUGCGGUUGUUUAUGCAGCCUUAUUGUCACGUUUUACUAACAAUCUGUAUACUUCAGGGAACAUUGCUCGUGUCGUACCGCAUGGACUGUUGGUGUUUUUCCCUUCUUAUCCCGUUUUGGAUAAAAGUCUUGAGUUUUGGAAGGUGAGGAACAUACUUUGAGUACAUUUAAUACUGUUUAACACAUGAUUUGAUAGACUCAAUUUACAAGAAUAAUCCAAUGUUAUGUGUCACUUUUUUAAUCUUUCCAAACCUGCUAAAAGGAGAAGUGGGGAAACUCUCCUCGAUAUAUAAACAAAUAAACUCUUCAUGUUUGAACUGCAAGGCAAACAAUAGGUCAGUCUCCAUCCUUCUGUUCUUAGAUAAAGAAAUUAAAGGGACACUAUAUGUAACGGAGCUCCUUGUACUCCGACUGAGUACCCUCCGUUGACGGAUGCUCCUAGCGCUUCCUGAGGACUCCAAGCGCUGCAGCAGACACCACAACCACCGCAGACUCCGCAACCGCCAUAUCUUGACUGGAGUCUCGCCGUCUUCCUUCCACCCUGGAUCAGCUUCUGUCCUCCAGGACUGUGUGGGAAAGAACUCUUCCUUCCACCCUGUAUGAACCUCCAGCAUCCAGGACUGUGUGGUGAAGACCCCUCCUCCAAGGAGAGCGUGUCAGGAACAAGCUCUUAAAAGAGCUAAGUGACUCAAGCUCAGGGGAGCAUGCAGAGCAUAGCAAUCCCCAGUGUGAUUAUAACAGCUCCCUCCAAUAACGAGACAAGGCUACGUUUAGAGGGAUCAAGAAGAACUGUCAAAACCUUUAUUCCCUUGGGACCAGCCAAUACAGUCACCACAAUAACAUUGUUGUGAAACCUCAAUAAAAUCACAAACAGUCAAACCAUAUCAAGAAACACACAGUGACUUAUCACAACACAAUGGCACAUUUUUAAAGGGGUGGAGGGGAGACAAUAUUUAACAGUAAAUAUCUCACCUGCCUGCAGAAUUAGCAAUAUGCAAAUCUACCCGAAUAUGCAAAUGAACCAGUCUUGCAAUUCAGGUAGUGCAUAUUGCUGUUGCUACCAACAGAGGGCACUAGACAAGCUCCAUAGCCAAACCCACCUAGUUGGUAGCAAACCUCAGCAGUACAGGAGAGAAGGCAAUACAUUACACAGUACACACACACACUAUAAACAAUUACAUUACACACACCCUGCACCUAUAAUGGGUACAGGGUGACUAAAACAUAAGAUAAAUAAAGCAGCCUACAUAAAUAGUCUGUCUGAAGGUAGAAUAGGGGCUUUAAAGGCAAAUACAUCAAAGAGUCAUAGUCACAGGGGAGGAGGCUGGCAAGCAGGCCUCUCCAGUACCAAGUGGCGAAGGGCACUUCGUCACACUAUAGUCACCAGAACAACUAUAGCAUGUUGUAUUUUUUUCAGGUAAGUAUAAUCAGUCCCUUCAGGCUUUUUGCUGUAAAAACUGUUUACUCCACUGGCUACUAGAAGUGCUUCCUGGUGCCGAGGAGACAUUACCCACCCUUUGGAUGGAGACAUUAAACUGUCCUCAUAGAGAUGCUGAUUGGCCAGGGUUAUGUUUGGAUUGUGCUGGCUCUGCCCCUGAUCUGCCUCCUUGACAGUCUCAGCCAAUCCAAUGCUUUCCUAUGGUGUAGGGUCAGGAAUAUUCUUGACUUUAUAGUGUUUCUUCAAAUAGAAGUCAGCUGAAUGCCUAGGAAUAUCCUCUAAAGUCCCUUCCAUUUAGAAUCCAGGCAUUAUCACAUUAGAAGUGUCCCAGAUCAUGUUCCAUGAGACAAUGUCAAUCUUUACCCUUUUGGUUCUUACUACUGCAUUUGACACCAUUGAUCUCAAGAUUGGAAUUGACCUCCGUGAUCCUGAACUGUUUAAUAUCAAUCUUCAUUCUCAGGUCAUGGCUAGUUAUCAUGAAUAUGCUAAUUUGCACCUGGUUUAGCACAGAGAGUAUACAAGGAGCAUUCCUUUUUAUUUCCCGUGACAUUUGCAUUGUGUACAUUACCUCUGGAAAGGUACUGCUAUGUAGACCGCACAACUUUCCUUUUACUUUGUGCCCGGAACUAAGAAUCUGACAAAAUGAGUAGAAAUACCCACCGCUGAGAAGGGAACCCUAAUGUUUACAGUACUUGAGAGGCAGGUACACAUAUAAUGAAAGAAGCCCCAAACACUGGUUUAUUGGAGGAUUUAGCAAUGUUUCGGCUCACAAAUGGGAUUUUAUGGCCUCAUAGCAGAUAACUUGUUUGUGGUCCACAACAUUCCUCAAAUAAACCAUGCCUGGGUACUUCAUGUGUGCUGGAUCCUGGUCCAUGUGUUGGUUGAAGGUAAAAUCUUAACAAGCCCUGCAGGUGAACUGUUGCUAGACAAAUGUUUGUCCCUUAAAAUCAAAUUUCCACUGAGAUUAAUUUUAUUUUCUUUCAUCUGUGAGACAUUGCCAUCAUAAUCUGCAUAAAUAGGUUGCUGCUCAGCCCAGCAUUAAUUUAGUUGACAUCCGCUGUAGGGCUUGGUUCGUCUUUUUAGUUAUCCCCUUAUGACUCUCACAAUUCUCCCAUGCUGUAUGCACACUUUAAAGUGUUUCAAGUUCUAUGAAGAAUAUAAAAACUCUAUAAAACAUUAAUACUGUAUCUCCUUUUAUAGGCACAGAGUCUGUCUACACGUAUAGAAGACGUGAAACCUAUGUUUGUGGAACCUCGAGGGAAAGGUUCCUUUAACGAGGUAAUUGGGGAGAGCUAGUUUGCUAUAUUAAUCCCCUUGCUACAGAUAUCAAGACACAUGUUGCAUUGAAAACUUGUCACUUGUGCUCAGUGGAAUACCUGUUAUGAUUUGUUCCCUAUAGGUUAUAGAUGCCUAUUAUGAGAAGAUUAAUUGCCCGAAGACUGCAGGUGCCAGCUUCUUUGCUGUGUGCAGGGGAAAGGUGUGUAGAGUGUUCAUGCACAUGUACGCUGAAACGGAAAGCUGUAUUCUAUUGAUUUAUGUUCCUUUGUUUCAUUCUUCGUCCCACCAGGCUAGUGAAGGGUUGGACUUUGCAGAUUAUAAUGGCCGGGGAGUGAUUAUUACUGGACUUCCAUUCCCCCCACGCAUGGACCCCCGUGUAGUGCUAAAGAUGCAGUUUCUGGACGAGAUGAGGCGUGCUCAAGGAGCCUCUGGAAUGGUAAUGAAUUUACCGUGCAUAUUUAUGGGGAUUUUCCACGCCAACUAAGCUGUAACAGAGAUGAGCUUGGGCAGCCUUUAAAUUUAAGUAACUUUGUGUCUCCUCUUAGUUCCUUUCUGGGCAGGAGUGGUAUCGACAGCAGGCUUCUCGAGCAGUGAAUCAGGCUAUUGGCAGAGUCAUCCGACACCGGCAGGACUAUGGCGCCAUCUUUCUGUGUGACCAUAGGUAAUUGAAAUGUUAGUUGUCAUAAAGCCUGUAACAAAAUGUUUUACAAGAAAUAUAGGAUAAAAUGAAAUGUUGACGUAACAUAACUUCAUCUCUGUAAAACUCACCCAUAAAGGUUCUAGUUUGUCCAUUUUAUGAUGUUGCUAUUUAAAAAUGUACUUUCAUGACAUUCCAUCCAAAGAACUCCCUUUUCACAUGCUCUCAUAGUUCUUUAAAAGUGCAUCUUAGUUCUUAAUAGAUAAUUAUCUGCAGCUAGUUGUAACAAUGUAGUCUCUGUUAAAGUGAGUGGCGCAGAGCCCUGUUGGAGCCAUGGAGCAAUGAUGUAUGCUGUGCAGAGGAAUCUUUGAUUUGCUGUUUGUAUAUAGGAACUGCUGAUUUCUCUGAACAUGUGGCUUGCACAUUUAAAUGUUAUGUCACCUCCUUCCAAAUUUCUGGGCUGCAGAAUAAUAUGCUACAUAUGUUUUCUGUCUGCACCUUUUGACUUUGUAAGCAUCAUAUUUAUCUAUCUGGCUUGACGCAUAUUUAACUCGUCACACAAAACCUCAUGUCAUACACCAGUCAGCUGUAGAAAAAGAACUGUCUGAUAAUUGUAUUUUAUCCUCACUAUGGCAACAUGUUGACUUUUCAUUAAGGAAUGUGCCAGUGAAAUGUCUGUCCAGAUUAGACUAGACUAUUUCUAAGAUGAACCCUAAUUUAGGGGAUUGGAUCGGUCAGUAAACCAAGGGGUAGAAUGAGAUUCAGUAAGGUGAUUAAAAAGGCACACUGUAGGCACCCAGACUACCCAUUGAAGUGGUCUGAGUGCUCUGUCCCUUUUGCACCCAGUGCUGCAAUGUUAAAGGGAUUCUAUAGUACCAGGAAAACAAAGCCGUUUUUCUGGCACUAUAGAUUUUUAAGGUGACACAUUCCCUCUGUGCUGAAGGGGUUAAACCCCUUCAGUCACUUACCUGAAUCCAGCUCUGAUGUCCCUCGGCGCCGGUUCAGGCUUCUCCCCCGCCGGCAGGGGAGACCUAAUGUGCAUGCACGUCAAUGGCCACACUCGCAUUAGGAUUUCCCCAUAGGAAAGCAUUAGUUAAUGCUUUCCUAUGGGGAAAAAUCUGACAUGCAGAGUGUGAGGACGUCCAGCGUCAGAUACCGGAGCAAGGGUCCGUUUCGAGCCCUCCAGUGGCUGUCUGGUAGAAUGCCACUGUGGGCAGACUGCAUGGCAUUUGCGCCUCAGAACCUGCUUGUCACGAGACGGAGGAGGAACUUCGACCCGGUGCCAAGGGACAUAGAUGCUGAAAUAAGGUGAGUAAUAAAGGGUCUUUAACCCUUUGUUUACCGGGUAGGGAGGAACGCAAGGGGGAGCGAUAGUGCCAAGAAUACAGCAUUGUAUUUCUGGCACUAUAGUAUCUCUUUAAGGAUGUUCAUCUGGGGAUCAGUAUUAAAACUGAUUUGAUUUGAAUGUUUUAUGCCUUAUAAGGGAUGAUGUGCAUUGAAUCAUUGAAGAGUGAAUGUUAUUUAUACAUCUCUAAGUAGGCUUCAGUUGGUCCCUUCUUUACAAAGAUGGUGAAAACGGUAUUAAAAUGAUGCCAGGAAUUUUGAUGUCACAUCCUGGUACAGACCAUUAUUGGUAUUCUAUAUUUUACUGUGAUCACAUCCUUCCUCUCCUUGCAGGUUUGGCCACAAUGAUGCACGUUCUCAGCUCCCUUCCUGGGUACGACCCUAUGUACGAACCUAUGACAAUUUUGGGCACAUCAUACGGGACGUUUCACAAUUUUUCCGAGUUGCACAAAAGAUUGUGAGUGAGCUGCGAAGGAGAAGUUAUGGGUAUUGGCUUAGAGAGUGCAUUUUACUUAAAAUCUUAACCAGAAUAUAAUACAGACACCUUGUUAAAUCUUGUACUGAGAUAUGUUGGAUGCAUUAGGCACACAUUGAUUCACUGUUUUAUAUAUUUUUUUUUUAAUACUUUAUGACAGUAAAUGCUAUUUUAUAAACAAAGCAUGAUAAAACAUGAUGAUUGGAGAUUUUGCAUGGGAAAAUCUAUCUCUUCUUUUUCUCUGGACCAAAUGACCUGUUAGUUGCCUUUUUUUUUUUUUUUUUUGUCUAGUUACAGUUGCAAUAGUGAACUGAUGAAGUGGCUGAAAUGUGUUCAGUCAAAAACAUAAGUGUUCAAGGUGAUUUUUGAUAUGCCCAUUUGUUUAUAUUAUAAAAUAUAUAUAUAUUUUGGAAUUUGAAUGUUUGCUUUCUUUUUUUUUGUGUGUGUGUUCAUAACAAGUCUUGCUUUAGUUAUUUAAAAGGGCAUUCCUAGGCACCGUAAUUACAUUAUUUCAUUGAAGUGGUUAUGGUGCCUGAAGUCCACACAAGCCAUCCCACUGUUGGAGGAGAUGGACUCUGCAUUAGCCAUGCCAACUCUUUUCAAUGAUCAGUGGCACUGAUAUGCAGAGAGCGCCUAGCUGAUGCUCACAUUGCUGCGCCGGUUAACGCGGAAGCUCCGUUCUCUGUGUAAAGCAGAUGUGUGCUGUGCUAAUUUAGCAAAUUUAGGCAUUUGCUAAAGUGAGACAGAAUUAGAACUGUAAUGGCUGUACUAUGUAUCCAGGGUGAAGUUAUGUGAGCUCUUAAUCAUUUUCUAUGAAAUGUGUCAAAUUCUCUGUAUGUGUGGAAAUUGCUUUUUGUAUGGACAGUUUGUAUCCUUUUUCAGAUGCCCCCACCCACUAUCCGAAGCAAUGAGAAAGGGGGUCAGACCGUUUGUCUCUCCAGCUCUCCCUCUACAUUCAGGUCUUUGCAAAAUGUAUCGGGCACUCAGGAUAUCUCAAGAAAAGCAAAGAACUUGGACUCACAUGUCCCCAGCUUGAAAAGGAAGAGAGAGGGUAAGUGGACAAGGUCUGCAGCUCUAUAAAUGGGUUAAAAAUGCUUGAAUAUCCAAAGAGGUUUACUUCCUAAACUGGGGAUUUUGGAGAAUUGACAAAUGACUUGCAAAGUUUAGUCCAUUCUAAAGCACUGCCAUUAUUACUUGGCUCGUAUAAGUCAGCUGGAACUGUGGAGGUUUUACAAUAGAAUGUAACAUUUUAGGUCAUACAAGAUGAGUUGGAGAAUUUAUCAAAAUUCUUUAUUUUACGCUACAGUUUGCAUUUCUUUGUCAAUGUUCCAUAAUUUCUACUUUAGUAGAAAAAAAUAAAAUAAAAAAAAAAUCUGUUUUCUAUCUGUUAUUCAGAUGGGGGUACUAGGAAUUUCUUAGGUGUUUUUUUGUAACAUUUAAUACAUGUACAGAGUUAUCUAACACGCACCCACUCGUUGUUAGGAAACCCUGUGGAGCUGACACUCGGCACAGUCUCUGAUUUCUGUGAAGGGUAUGAGCAGGUAGUGGGUACAAACAGCUGCCGCCCAGCUGGGUUAUUGGAUGCCUUGGAUCACACAGAGAGGAGGCAGCAGGAAGAGCCACUUUCAGCAGAGAAGGUAGCGGAUCUAGUUUGGGGAGGGGUUGAAGACAGUCUAAGUUUCAAGUUUUAAUUUGUUUCAUUUUGUGUCAGGUCUCGCGGUAUUCCACAAUGUCCUUGCAGCACGACAAGCGGCUUCAAGAUGAGCAGCAAGGCCUCAAAAAAAGGAUAAAGAUUGUGCAAAAUCGGGUUUGUCUCCACCAGAUUUUCAUUUCUGUAUAUUCCCUUUUUUCCUCUCAUUUUACAAUGAAUCUCCCUUUUGUGUACAGGGUUUAGAAGAGAGCUUUCCACCCAGCCAGAAGGUGAGCAGUGCUGCUUUGUUCAUUAAGUCUGUGAAGGCAUGCCUCAGCCAGUCGAACUAUGACAUUUUCAUGGCAGCAUUGACGGAUUACAAGAAGAGUGAUGAUUUGCAAAGUCUCUUACCUCCGCUCCGUACCCUGUUCUGCCAGGACCCAGUAAAGCAUGGUCUAAUGCAAGGUGAUUCUUCCUUUCUGAUGCUAACCCUCUUCAACUGAACCGGCCUUUCUCUACAUUGUGCCUACCGUUUCUGCCAGGGCCGUCUCUUCAAUAGCGUUACAGGGCCUGCCCGCGAGGUGGCCUCUUGCCAGGGCCUGUCCACUCUCUUACUUUACUUGUGCACAGCUCCCCCCUGCCCUCCCCCCCACCCCCAUGCACUGUCUCUGCCACUUGAUUCUGAUGGUAUUUAGCUCUUAUUUUUGUUUCAGGUUUCUACCAGUUUAUUCGACCUCACCACAAAAAGGAAUUUGAUGCUAUCUGCAAUGAGUUGACGGGAAGAAGCUGUGGGUAUAAACCUGAGCACAGUAUUUCUAGGACAGAGAGAGAGAAGGGUGAGUGUGGCAAGAAUCAAACUCUGUUACAUACUAUUCUCCAUGUCUGCGCGUGUCUACAUGUCUGCCUCUCAUUGCAGCUCAGCUGGAGGCACCAUCCACCACGACAGUAACAGAACCAAAAAUAACAUUUUCAGAGGGUUCAACCGUACACAUGAACCUUGGCGAAGGACACAUGAGCUCUGUUAUAAAUAAAGGUGAGAAUUAGACGUUCCCCAGGCACCAAUGGAAAGGAUAACAUUGCUUAUAUUUCAGCAAUAGUGAGUUGACCACAUAUGGAUGCUUCAUAGUUAGUAGAAAUGCUGAUCAAGUGACAUGCCAACCCUCGAAAUACAACUGCAGUUAUUACUAGAAUAAAACGUGGGUAGGAUGGUUGUAGUUAUUACUAGUGCCUGUUUGGGGAGAUGUGGUCAGGAUUCUGUACCUACCUACUGUUACUACUAGUGUCUGGGACAAUCUAUACCCACCUACUGUUAUUACUAGUGUCUGGGACAAUUUAUACCUGCCUACUGUUAUUACUAGUGUCUGGGACAAUCUAUACCCGCCUACUGUUAUUACUAGUUGUGGCGGUGCUAUUCUAGCCAGCCUGAGUAUCACCACUAGGGAUUCCCUUUACCCUUCCUUAAAAGCCCCAGAGUGAUUAUAGCUCCCCCUACUCAUCAGCUGAGGCUUGAUGUAAGCGUAUAACACGAACACUUUAUUGAACCACAGUCACCUUUUUAUACAGAGGUCUCCAACAGGUCGUCAUCAAGAGAACAAAGCAUUGUACAACAUAAUUAACAAUCCUGGUGCCUGGGACACAACUUAAUCAAAGGAGGCAACUUUAUUAACGAUCAGAUACCUGGGUGGCUAACUAUAAGGUCCUCUAAAACAGUACUUUCCCCAGCUAGUAUCCCCAAACAUUUAGGAUCCCCAGGUAUACCUAAGAUGGUACUCAGGCCAAAAAGGUCCCAGGGACUCUCUGGGUAGUUUUAUGCUCUCUUAGCCUGGAAGCGCAGUAGAAACCGGUUCAGGUGAGUGAUUACAGUUCCUUUGGAAGAAGGUGGUGGCUGGGAGUCCAUGGUGACCAAGUGGUCUGUCACACUAGUGUCUGGGGAAAUCCUACCCAUGGAAUGGAACCUGUGUGAAUCGUAGAACAAGAUGAAACAUUGUUUUACCUGGCUUGACUCACAGAAAGUAGCAAUACUUGUGGGUUAAAGUAUGUCUUAAAAAUAACAGCUCCUUUGUUUGUCAUAUGAUAAUUCGUAAUCUCAACAUGACACAUAAUGCCACAGCGAUACAAAAUUGGUAUCUAUUUCUGUAACACAUGAUCUCAUAUGUUUGGAAUGAUCAACACGUUCGCACGUGUAAUGAAAACUCAGUCAUGCUCCGUUACUAUUCGUCAUUGUUUAAAUGCCAGAGAUGUUUGUCAUGGCAAGGGUGUAUAAUUUAUUAUUACACUAUGGAAUAUCAUCCGUUAAUGUACAAAUUACAGAGAUGCUAUAUCUGAGGUCAACAGGGGUUACAUCUUUUGAAGCUGGGACCCCCACAGAGGUCAGAUGACAGAAGGGGUAGUGUGAAUGGCAUAGCAAUGUGACAAGGAUUUUAAUAUAUGGAUGUGGAGUAAUUAAGUAUCUGCAAGGUGUGAGGUUCUACACUUGGAAAAGUCUGAAUGUCUCUUCAUCCAUUUGGCAUGUACCUUGUAAAGGAUAGUUCAAUCCUUUGAAAUGGUAAUGGGAUUCGUUUCAUGAAGAUCCUUGUGUUCCAGUAUCUUAUCCAAGUGAAACAUUCAUACUUACCCACAGGUUAAUAAUCAAGCCUCAUUUUUAUUAUAUUUGGAAUGGGACAAGCCCAAUCUUUUAAUUAAGCCCAAACAUGAGUUGCACAACUUAAACCGUGUGGCAGGACUUGUGAUGUCCAUCCUAUUGGAUCGUGGGUGGGGCGUGCAACAUGUCUUUGGAAUGGGAAAACAAUAACAAAUUCAUAGAGGCAAUUAUUAUUUCUGUGGCAAGUACAGUAGAAGAGAUAAAACCAAAAGUCUGUAUGUGGCUUGUUGGUUUCUGGAACAAAGGAGGUGGUCACUUAGUAUCCCUAUUGCACCACCCCUGGAUGAGGCGUGGCAAUUCACAGGGUAUAUCUCCUGUGAUUCUGAAGGGUGUUUGUGUACUUGCUUGGGGCCAAGAUCUAAUUUUGAGUGAGUCACCAUCUUUCCUUGCCAGAGACCCCCUGGACAGAAGUUGUACUUUGAAAACCUAAGUGAGUAAUUAGGACUUCUGUAUUUUAUCCUUUUUGUUUUUACCUGUUGUUGGUGUAAAUAAUUUGUUUAUCAUAUAUUUUUAUAUGCACUGUGACUAUCUUUUGCUCAUAAUAAACAUUAAUUUAUUAAGUUUUGCCUUUGUCUGGUUAAGAAUCACGUUACCUGAGGAGACUAGUUAGUAUUUUUAUAAUUCCUUGAAUAUUGUCCUAAGUAAUAUUUGGUGGGUUUUAUUAUUGAUUUACCUGGGGGACCAAGGCACCCCAUUUAUAAAUUGUCUUGGUGGUGGCAGCGUUAAAAUAGUAAUAGUUAUAUUAUUAUGUUUAAGUGUGGGUGGUUUUAAAAGGGGGAUUUUGUCAUUAUUUCCGGUCUAGUGCAGACAAAUAGUGAACUUUAACCCUUUCACCACCACCACUACGUCACACGCACUCUUGGAGUAGGGUGUGUUCGUGACAAUGGUUAUUUAUAUUUUGACGGAAAGGCUGAUUACCUUUGUUUUGUUGCACAGAUAUUGCAAUAAUGCUUUAUUGGUAUUACUAUCAAAGUGUGUUCUGUGAAUGCUAAUUUAUAUUAUUGUACAGCACCAUGGUAUAUGUUGGCACCUUAUACAUGGGAUAAGUGUAACUGAUCGAUAAAUUGUUAAUAGUCGUAUCUCAGCUUUUCAUUUCCCAGCUUACAGAUUGUGAACCAGGUUGUCUGCAGCAAUCUGUCACUCUAAUAAACAAUCACGUUACAUUUUGGAGAGUUGUGUGGCUGCAUGUUAUGCUUUCAAUGUUUAAUUUGUGUAACCCAUUGCAGAGCCUAGCAGUAACAGUGCAGCGGGCCCCUCUAAGCAGGACGGGAGAAGCCAGGUGUCCGUGUACCUAAACCAGGUGAAGGAAGUACUAGGAGCUGCCAAUUAUCAGCGAUUCUCGACUGCCCUAUCCUCCUACAAGAAAACGGACAACUAUCAGGAUAUGGUGACUGAAAUCGCAGGCUUACUGACUGAGAAACAGGAGAAUUAUGCCCUGUUGAGAGGUGAGUAGUAAAACUGAACAUAAAUGGAGGGAAAGGGGGGGGGGAGACGUGUGCAGAAUUUCAGAAAGAAGGUCCACUGGCACAGCUCCGAGUAGAUAUUUUCAUUUUUAUUUUUUUUUUGGAGUCUGUGGUGUUUGUUUCUAUUUACGGAAAUCUGUAGCGUGUCGUGCUGUUUAAAACCCCUCUCCCAUGCUAACAGCUAGAUAAUUGCAUGUCAUGGCUACUUUGGUGGAAUACAAAUUCACUCGUUAUGUUAACUAGAAAGCGAAACUCCUGUGAGUGGUUCGGAGAAAUUGUCAGAACAGAGCGAGAGUUUAGCUGCGAAUUGUCCUGAACACUGCCAAAGAGGCUGCUGUAUGUAGCAGCCUCCGGGUAACCUGACCGGUCACCACUGCUGAUUCCCUUCCUUCAGCCGGUCAUGAACCACUUAAACUGCAACGAGACCUAUUUCCCCCCCAGUAACUGGACGUGACCUAGUUCUUGGAGGUACAACACAAUUUUAUUGGCAACACACGGCGUGCAAGGUGUGGAUCACAAGGUGUGGACACAUCCUGCAAUCCUCCACUUGCCUCGGUCCCUCGACCGGCUCGUCUCUGUUCGCAAGGUCCUUGUGUGAAACCCAGACAAGGGUAGCAUCUCCUCUAGGGGUAAAAAUGCUGCCCCUGGAUGGUGUUUGCCUAUACGAAAUGGCGGCCACCCAGGGAAGCACUCAAUUACUUCCCUUGCGGUUUCACAUUCGGGUUGCAAGUGAGAACGUUCUGAUUGGUGGAAACGUUCUAAUGGGGAACUAGGGAGGUCCUCGUUCAGGAAAUGAACGAGUCGGUAAACAAUCCACAAACGCUCCCCUUGGCUGACGUUCGUCUGUAUGAAUGGCGGCCGCCCAUUAAUUGUUUCCCUUGCGGAUUGCGAGGUGUGAAGGUUCUAAACUAACAUUCUAAAUGGGGGGUAUCGGGGUGGUCCCCAUUCAGGAGGCGAAUUAAUUCCCUUCGUGGAGGCACUCCCGAACGGGGAGCCGGCAUAAUAUACGAAAAGAUGAGAACACACAUAAUAUAAAGGUCAAUUCACUGACAGGCAGUGGUCCCGCCACACACUACAUCAUAGCAAAACUAUGAAAUGACCAUAUUUAUUUGACAAAUGUCCAAAUUUUUUUAAUUUUUUUUUCUCUUUCAUAUUCUGCUCAGCUUUUCAAAAGUUUGUGCGUCCUCAUCACAAAAAGGACUUUAAUCAACUGUGUGUGGAUUUGACGGGUGAAAGCUGUACCAAGAAAACCCUGUGCCCCCCUCCAGCCGAUUCCAAUAAGCCGUCUGUUCCUUCCUUGCAAAAUACAGACACAACCAUUGAAACUAUAGCGCCAAACCAAGUCUGCCACCUUGACGGGGAACCUUCAGGAUCAUCACUUGGAUCGAGACCCUGUGAUACCACAAGCUGUGAGUAUUUAAACGUACACACACACAGAGCUUGAAUGGGGAACUGCAGACUCUCGUGUCUUGGGUGCACUUUGUAGCUUAGGUUACAGAUAGUUAUACAGGGAGCAUUCAGAUCAUUAUACAGGGUGUAUUCAUGCAAUUACUAUUAAAAGGCUCAUAUUAGGUGCACUCUAUAGGUUAGAUUACACUUGGUUAUACAGUGUAAGUUUAUAUUAUUAAAGGGAUCCUCUGCAGGUUAGAAGAAAGUUAGUGUGUAUGUGAAUAUAUAGUUAAUACAAUGUUAAACAAAAAUCUACACACCAGUCAAGCCAUAAGACUUGCUUUUCCCACAGAAAUCACACAUUUGCAGUGAUGUUAUUACCACAAAGGAUUCUGGGUGGGCAUAUGCAAAUUAGUUUAACAAAAAAUUAAAUUUUUGCCUCAUUCCAUUAUAUAUAUGUGUGUACAGUCUUGCACUCCACCUACUGGUAUUUGUGCUAGUCAGCCUUAACAGAUCUAAAUAGGUACAGAUACCACUCCAGGGACUUCAGGAUAAUGAAAUAAAACUUUGCUUUUAUUGCUAAAAGUUUAAAAGAUCAACAUUUCAGUUUGCACUCCAAACUUUCAUCAGGAAAGUGGAGGGCAAACUAAAACUUUAAUCUUUUAAACUUUGAGCAAUAAAAUCAAAUCCUAUCACCACAGUCAAGUGUGAAUAGUGUGAAAUAAGUAUGUAAUAUACUUAUCAGAUAAAUCAGCCUCCCAAGGAUCACUUCCCAGGUAAAAAAAAAAUAUAAAUAGAACAUAGUGCAAUACAAUUUCAACAGGUUAUAUACGCUGUAUAAAGGUGCAUUCACAAGAUCUAGAUGUAUAAUUCGCUCAAGGGUGCCUCCCCCGAUGUAAUGGGGGGGCUGAAAAUCUCCCUCCGCUGCCUGCAGUAUCGCAGGAAAUCAGGACUCCGGAUGGUAGUAUAAAAUAGCGGCUUUUAUAAAUCAAAGUGAUAAAAUAGCAGUAGUUAUGGUCUGGACAGCGGAGGGAGAUUUUCAGCCACCCAAUUAUAUUGGGGGAGGCACCCUUGAACGCAUUAUAUGUCUAGAUCCUGUGAGUGCACCUUUCUACAGCGUAUAUAACCUGUUUAAAAUUGUAUUGCACUAUGUUCUAUUUGUUUUUAUUUUUAUUUUGCAGCCGUAUCCCAUUUGUUACAUAUAUAUAUAUAUAUAUAUAUAUAUAUAUAUAUAUUUUUCUCAUUACUUUUUUGACGUUAACUUUGUACAGUAAGUAGAAGUAGCUUUGAGAUUAGCUCAGCAGUGCUAUGUGAUGUUAAAGGACCACUAUAGGCACCCAGACCACUUCAGCUUAAUGAUUUUUCACAGUGAGAAGACGCCAGCGUCAAUAGGAAAGCAUUGUGAAUGCUUUCCUAUGGACUGGCUGCAUGCGUGCGCAGCUCCUGCCGCGCAUGCGCAUUCAGCCAAAGAGGAGGAGGAGAGCUCCCUGCCCGGCGCUGGAGAAAGAGGUGAGUUUAACCCCUUCCUCUCCCAAGAGCCUGGCGGGAGGGGGAUCCUGAGGGUGGGGGCACCCCCAGGGCACUAUAGUGCCAGGAAAACAAGUAUGUUUUCCUGGCACUAUAGUGGUCCUUUAAUUGAGCAUCAUGACUGACAAUUUCAUGGUCUUCGCAAAGCUCGCUGCAGUUGCUGCAAAUCUUGGAGGUUUUUUCUUAGUGAAUGCAGAAAAUACAAAUGUAGAUGUGAAUAAGCAUAAAUUAAGAUAAGACAUUCUAAAAGAAUGCACUAAAGUGUGUUUGUAGGGAAAACAAUGUAAUCAUCCAAGAUGCUCCAGUCUCUGUGCUGUUUUCCAUUUGUUACAAGCAGUUAAUAGUUGAUGAGUUUAUAAAGUAACAUUUGCAGAAACAUUGUUUUCCACGGUUGAGCAAUGACAUUUCAGAUGUGGUGGUGUGUUGUCUUCCCAAGAGAAAAAGUUUCUGGAAUUACAGCUGGGGUGGUAGUUGGUAUUUGUGAAUAAUGGUUACACAAGUGGGGAGCAGCAAAUUAUGUGAACUGGCCCUGUUCAUGAGAAAGAUCUGUUUUGGGGAUUGAGUACUGUAAUCGUCUGUGAAGACCUCUAUGAUGAGGUGUCUGAAGCAUGAGUUGAUCAGGCUGUGUGUCAAAUCAGCUGACCUAACAGUGCCCACUGUAUGACAUGUCAUCUGUGUGUAUUACGUGUUAAGCAUAUCUACUGUUUGUACGGUAAUCAUGAUUCAGGAGAUUCGGUAGUUCAGCUAAUAUGAGGAAGUGUACUAUCUAAGUUUCAUAUUAAUUUUUAUUUACAAGAAAUAGUGUUUCUGCUUUCCUGGUUAUAGGAUCUCUAAUCCCAUAACACAAAUGAAAUUUUAUCCAUAAACUGCAUGUGAAUUCUGUGUAGCCCAAUGCACACAGACAUAAUGAGAUUAGAGAUUUUGUCAAAUUUAAAGUGUAUUUUUUCCCUCUGCAUGAAUCAUACUGGAAUAAAGGUUUUAUUUUGCUUUUUUUAAUCAUUUCAUUUUGGUGCUAACUUUAAAUUAUUCUAUCAUAUGCACUAGGUAAAUUAAAAUGGUGCAUCCUUAUAGCUUUACCCAGCAUAAACCCAUUACACCAUGCCCCUACCUCUUCCUGAUUAUUAACUUUUUUUUUUUUUUUUUAUAAUUCUUUAUUUUUGUAGUGCAGGUAUAAAAGGCAUGAACACCAGAAAACAUGUUAUUCGUUCAAGCAAUAGGUCUUGCAAAAAAAAUAAGACCUCAGAGAACAGAUGCACCUUUUUUUAAAAAGUUUUUUUUAAUUAUAUUUGGCUGGAUGUGGGGAGAGGGAGCUUAUUUCAGUAUUAAGGGCUUACAAGUAUAUCAAUGAAGUUUAGAAGGGUCACAUGGAUAUCGACGUGAGGUAAAGAAUAUAAGGGAGCGGCAAGGUCAGGGAUGUGAUCUAUAAUGUAUUUACUCGAUGAAUUUGUUAUUCCUGAGAUUUUUUACUCAGCCAUGAAGUACUUGCCAUUCAUUAGUCACUGUUUGAAUUGGUUCCACAAGCCUCUUACAGCUUUGGGGAUAGUGUGUCACAUCAGGAGAUUUAACAAAGUUUAACAUAUGCUAGUCUAAGAGGCCAAAAAUAAACUGGAUGUGUCAUACUUUGUGGUUGGUGUCCUUUAACAUUCUUCCUUUUAACCCUUGUGCAUGUUUCCUCAUAAGUUCCUUUUUGAGAAGUUCUCUCUAACGUCCUAAUAGGCUAAGUUGUGGCUUUAACUUCUCUCUUGUAGACUCUGACCCAGCUGAUUGGGCCCUGACUCAGUCUUCUUUAGCAUAUUGCUAAGCUUGGACAAGGAACUAAAAAUCCUUCCAAAAACAAAUGAAUUCCGUGGUAAAACUUCCGAUACCCUUUGUCCUUUUUAAUCAUUGACCCAUGUGCAAAACCAUUCUAAUUAACACAUAACCAUCUGUGUCUGUGUGUCUAUUCACGUGCAAAGACGGCUUUUACGUAACCAGGCUGAAAAGAUCAGCAAAAAACGGUCAAAAUUGGGCAGACUAGAUGGGCCGAAUGGUUCUUAUCUACCGUCACAUUCUAUGUUUCUAUCUCUUUGAGGAGAUGCUGAUUGGCCAGGAGUGUUUGGCUUGUGCUGGCUCUGCCACUGAUCUGCCUCCUUGACAGUCUCAACCAAUACUAUGGGAAAGCAUUGUGAUUGGCUCAGGCCACCACAUCUGAUGAUGUCAGCCAAGCAGGCAGGUCAGGGGCAGAGGCAGCAAACUGGAAUAAAAGUAAGAUUGUAGGGGGCGGGGCCUGACAGCCAAGAUGGCCGGUUGCACUUAGUGAGAGCUCCAGCACCAGCAGGCACAAUUAAGCCUUUUCCGACCAAACUACAAUCGACAGCUGCUCACGGUGCCCAGGGUACGAUGCAGGACCGAUCGAGAAACGGGAGGAUGCCUGUCUCGACUCGGUACGCCACGAGAGUACCUGGGCCGGCCAUGCGGCCUAACCUGGAGCGGGGCCUAGCGUCUGGGGGAGGCGGCCGAUCCCCCAGCGCGGGACAUGCUCACCCACAAGAAUUCAACAUAGCCCUGCUACCCCCCCCCUAUGGACCGGUGGGGGAUAUCCCGGUCCUCGCUGGGGACGAUUACCCCUACAACACAGCCUGCAACACAACAGACUCGCAGUACCUCUGGGACUGCCGUCAGAGCUGAGUCCAAGCAACCCGAGGAGAGGGCGAAAAAAACGGCUGAUAACCACCCUGAACAAGCGGAUUACUCAGCUAGGCUAGAAGCGAUCUUUGAAGCUUUCUGGCACAAGCUUGAACGGCGCACACAACAAAAUGCUGAGAAACAACAAGGCAUCUGCUCCUCAAAGCACCCACGAGGAGGUCAUAAAAUGGCCGCUGCGAACAAGCUCCAGCGCCCACAGGACCAACGAUGCUGCCCAACCCUGCGCAGCAAACAGCGGUCUCAAGCAACUGCCCGGAGCAACAAACCUCCUUCAGGGGAGGGAGCCCGACAGGACCACAGUCAGUCCCAUCGACCACACACCAGGAGGGCCUCCAAGAAAACGGAGCUCCAAAAGUCACACGGCCCAACCAAGCAUGGAGGAACAGCACAGGGACACUGGGCAGCGAUUCCCGCACUAAACGGGAUGAGGGGACCUGAUCGGUCAUUGUACCACCGCAACAACCUCCCAAGACACCUGCUGGGGUACAAUCAACAACUGACACCUGCACUGCACAGAGGAUGCCACGCGGAGACACCCCCAGCAUGGCCCGCAAGAGGGAUCGGCUGACUGGCGCUGAGAGCAACCACUCGCAAUGCGUGCAGAGUCCAGAGACAAUCAGGACAAUUCAAACUAAGAUGCAGAGAGCAACCUCCAGUGAGACAUGUACCAAUGGUUGAUUAAUAUGUACCCAGAAUAGAUAUGUGUCAAUGACUAAUUAAUAGGUGCCCAUAAUUAAUAUGACCCUCUGAUGGAUAUGUGCCAGCAAUUAAUAUGAUAUCCAUACCUGUUUUAGCACGAUUCUAGCGUUUGGCGGUGUGAUUCCACGCACCACUAUGCAAUAGCUAUCCUCCCCGCAAAAGCUAGCAACUCCUAUAUGCCAGACUCACUCUAUAUUCUCUUAGCAAUAUUAGCUGAUGUGAAAGUUUAGGCACCUCUCCUCACUAAUAAGCUACCUACAACCCAAGGCUCAGACAUGCAAGUACCUUUAAUCCCAAGCAAAAGCGAUGCAGAAAUAAGCACUGCUUUGAGACCUAGGGGUCACUUCACCUUCACCUUACCCUAUAUGUAUUUGACUAAGCUUGUUAUUAUUGGUGGCAAUCAGUAUCAGUGCCUACGUUAUGUAAUCGCUAUAACGAAACUGGCUUUACUAUCACUCAUACGCACUGUAUAGUUUCCAUCACUGUUCUCUUAUUUGCAGCAAUGUUUUAGCUGGUAAAGGAUCCUCACUUGUUUCUCUUAUUGUUAGCAGGCCAGACCCAUAGACACAUAGACACAUAUAAACCAAACGUGUUUUUAUGACGUAUACUCUGACGUAUGACCCUGCUGUGGCUUUCAUUCUUGUUUUACGUUCUUAAAAUUGUUAAAAAAUGUGCUUUCACCUCAAUGCCACAUAUGUAUAAAUCUAUGUUAAUAUUGUGAUUAUGUCUGCUGUUGUGGCAACAUAUAUCAUCUUGUCAAACCAUGCACAACAAAAAUAAAAAAUUCAAAAAAAAAAGUAAGAUUGUACUUUAUUUGGGCAAUUAGGGACCAGGGGGUUUAGAUGGUGGCUUUAACACUAUCUGGUCAGGCAUACAUGUUUGUGUUCCUGACCCUAUAGUGUUCUUUUAAGAAAAGCGACCACAUUUAACAUGGGGUUUCCCUUAAAUGUAUAUGUAACAACUGAAAUAUUCAGGCUAUAAACAGUCUUUUUUGUUCAUUAUUACUAUUAUUUCUGACUGACUUUCCUUUUAUGCUCCUUCACAGCACAGAAACCAUCCAGAGGCACCGCAACAAUCAGAGUGACCAGACCAGAUACUUUACUCCCUCCUUAUGUGCUUAAGACAGGUACGUUAAAAUGGCUUCUGCUCUCUGAUUGCCUCUUUUCUAACCUCUUGAAAUCUGUUAAAGGUGCAGUUUGCAGUCUGUACCCAUUAGUAUAGGAAGGGAAGGUGCUUAACAUUUAUCUUCCCACUUGAUGUGCAGUGUCAUUCGGUGAGGUAGAUCAGCUGAUCAGGCUGUGUGUCAAAUCAGCUGACCUAACAGUGCCCAUUGUAUGACAUGUCAUCUGUGUGUAUUACGUGUUGAGCAUAUCUACUGUUGGUACGGUAAUCAUGAUUCAGGAGAUUCGGUAGUUCAGCUAAUAUGAGGAAGUGUACUAUCUAAGUUUCAUAUGAAUUUUUAUUUACAAGAAAUAGUGUUUCUGCUUUCCUGGUUAUAGGAUCUCUAAUCCCAUAACACAAAUGAAAUUUUAUCCAUAAACUGCAUGUGAAUUCUGUGUAGCCCAAUGCACACAGACAUGAGAUUUGAGAUUUUGUCAAAUUUAAAGUGUAUUUUUUCCCUCUGCAUGAAUCAUACUGGAAUAAAGGUUUUAUUUUGCUUUUUUUAAUCAUUUCAUUUUGGUGCUUACUUUAAAUUAUUCUAUCAUAUACACUAGGUAAAUUAAAAUGGUGCAUCCUUACAGCUUUACCCAACAUAAACCCAUUACACCAUGCCCCUACCUCUUCCUGAUUAUUAAAUUUUUUAUUUUUUUUUAUAAUUCUUUAUUUUUGUGGUGCAGGUAUAAAAGGCAUGAACACCAGAAAACAUGUCAUUCGUUCAAGCAAUAGGUCUUGCAAAAAAAAUAAGACCUCAGAGAACAGAUGCACCUUUUUUUAAAAAAAAGUUUUUUUUAAUUAAAUUUGUAUUAACAAGAACUGUAUCCUUAGCCUGGAAUGUGUCCUGUUUGUGAGGAUUGGUUUAGGAGUAGAUAUAGAGUAGUUUGCAGGAUAGGGUGAAAGGCUCUACAUAAAAUGAAUAAGUGUAGUAAGUGGUGGUAUGGUAGGUAUGUGACGAUCAUGUAGUAUGGGCAACUAACAUUUUGAUUCCCCACAUAUGAUGGGCGAAGGUCUAAGACCCUUCUCCCGGUAGCGGCACUGUGGUUAGAAUUUUCAAAAACCUAAGAGGAGAUAAAAUAAAGGAACAGAAAAGUGAAAAGCAUCAGUGAAACAGAUUGAGUUCCGAGCCCUCUGCUGGGCCAGCACAUGAAGCAUCAGGUCGGCUUCUUGCUACGUUACUUGAAGUGAAGGGUACCACUGCGGCCGGGUCCCAGGUGCUAGUUGAGGCCGGCGGGUUCGUGCUUGGUCGGCUUCAAAAAUCCCAGCGAAGAUAAGGAGGGUCAGUGCUCUGCUGCUGAGGUGAUUAUAUGGGUCCCUUGUGAGUCACUGAUACAGAUCUCGUCGUUCCCCAUCUGUAUGGUAUGUCGGCUUUGCGAAGGCGGUGUGUGUGAUCUCAUUUAGGGAUUUGCGCCAUUGUUUUUGUUAGUAGAAGGAUAACUGUGAGUCAUUCUUGGUAGAAGAAUAACUGUGAGUCCUCAAAAGGGAGCAGUGUCUUGCGCCACAGUGCUGUCAUGAUUUACCCCUUGUCGUGAGAUGAUGCGCAUUUGAGAAUGACGUGUCGCACCUGAAUGGAUGAUGUUUUAAGUGAGGUAGGGAGGUGAUAUAUGCCAUCCAUGACGAUCUUUGGAGCUACGGUAGGAGGGACGACAGGAGGCGUCUCAGGUAAUGCGGUAGUUCGUCAGUUGAGACAAUGGCAGGGAUGCCACGGAUUUUAAAGUGAUUGCGUCAGCUUCUGUCUUCCAUGGUUGACAGCUGUGUCGCCAGCGUCUGUUGGUUAGAUUGAAGUUGGUGCAAAGUACCAUUUAUGGUAUUCAUGCCACUGUGUAGAUUGAUAAUUUCUUCCUCUGAAUUCUGAACUCUGGUUGUGACUUUUUUUCACAUCUACUUUGAUAGAUAUUCGUGUCUGCUGCCAACAUUUUGUUUAUAUCCUGGAGUAGGAGCUGUAGGUCAUGUUUGGUCGUAGGUGCUGAACCUUCCAUGGUGUCCAUGUGAGUGGAGUGGGCAGUUUGGGAAGUUGUGGAGGUCUGUAACUCUUGAGAAGCUGUGGGUGUCUGUGCUCCUUUUUCCACCUCUGGGGUGCUGGUGUGUGUGCUGUGGAGACCCUCUGCGGGCGCCAUGUGAGGUACUUGCCUCUGCAGCAUGGUCCCGAUAUCCCUGUUGUCAGGUGGGAUCCCAGCCCCAGGUUUUUGUGAGCGGCGCCCCAUGGCUGGUGUGUACUCAGUUGGGGGCAUGGAGCCCCAGUCUGUUUCGUUCGGGUCCUCAAAGUCAGAGGGGUUUUUCCCAACUAGCGAGGGCCAGUCAGUAGGAAGGCCCUGUUCGGCAUUGGAAGGCUAAUUUCGCCAGGUCUGCAUGGAGCUACCAGAAAUGGUGUCCAGCUCAUGGCUAGCUCCGCCCCCAUUAACUUUAUUUUUAAUAAUUUUCAUCUUCUCUUGUAACAGAUGCCAGGCUCUCAGGGCAGGCGUGUUUUAGGGAUGUGUACAAAAUAGAGAAAACACUCCAAGUGCCAUAACCAUUACACCCUGCUCGGGUCUGCUGCGCUCGGUAUCGCAGAUUGUGAACCUGUAUUGGCCACACUGAGCAGAAUCUGAAAUGCUCUAACAAUUACAGUGGGCCGGAGUCAGGGCACUAUUGAAACCGUAACUACUACAGGCUGUAGCGAUUAUAGUCCUUGGAUUUUUUUCUUUAAAAAUGUGUUAGUAGGGGGCGGGGCCUAACUGUCAUGGAGGACAGACGUGUUUCACAGGAGCUCCUCCACAAUCCUGGCAUCGAAGGCAAAACACGGCCUCAUUCAGACUAAUUUCGGGACCACGUUGAGCCCACACCGAAGCCUGACACUGCAGGGCAAGGUAGUAGGGGUCAGUCACCCAAUGAAAACUGAGCAGCCAUACUUGCGACAGCAUGCGGCCUUGUGUGCACCGGGCGGGGGAGGCGGCCGCUCUCCCAUUCCGGGGCUACCCAGCGACUGCAAUGGCGGGGCAGGCAUCCCGUUACCCCCCCCUGGGACUGUUGGGGGUGAACAUGGUCCAACCCAGGAGAGCUACACCCAGUAGAGGAGAGGUGAAGGUGAAGUCUGGCAGGCAAGCGAAUAACAUUACUACCGACUCAUUCCUAACGGCGGACACCUCGUGCCUCCCUUGCACCCACGCUCACAAUGCAGAGACCACGCUCCAAACGAAGCUAGAGGCUAUCCUGGCGGCAUUCUGGCAUAAGCUGGAGAGACGGGCACUGCAACAAGCCCCACCACAGGCAAGCGGCCCCUCACCUAAACGACGCAUGUCACGAACGAGGAAAACACCCGGGGCCCCCACAGGGAAGAGGAUCCCAUGGAGAAGGCGGACCAAGCCCAAAACAUCACCCCGGCAUAAGCAGCAGCACAACCAAAGUCAGUCACGCAUGAGACAUACAUUUGCGCCUCGUCGAGGGUCUCCUGUUCUCCUGGCAGUCAACAUCCGGGGGACCGUCCGGCCCCACAAGACGAGACCGGAGCCUGGAGGCUUGAAAUACUUCACUAAGCUGCCCAACAGCGAGAUACCCAUGACGGGAGUCGGCUGAAAACAGACCAGGAGCCAGGGGUGCUGGGACUUCCUCUUAAAUGUAUGUGCCCCUCUCAAACACACAACGCAUAAGGAUGACCCAAAUCUUAACUUUGCUUUAUAGUUUUGUCAUAGUAGCCUCCCUGCUUCAAGGACUUAAUCUGAGAGGGAGCCUCCUGGGACAUUUGAAUCACCUGCUAGCCUAGGCUCAGAGACCUAACUUGAGCAUACUCUUUAAGCAUAUGACUGCAUCACAUUUCAAUGUUAGUUGUUAAUCCCAUACAUAAUUCAAUAAGCCUGAUUAUAAUGCCUACACAAAUUGUACACUAGCUUAGUAAAUUAAGCAUAGUUAAACGUUGAAGGUCUCACUUACUCUGAUGACAUACUCACUUAUUCUACUUAUAUUCCUGUCUAGUAUUAUGUUCAAAACGACGACACACCAUUUGUUAUCUAACUUAACUUAACUGUACAGCAUGAAGCACACAUAAAACAAAACUUGUGCACGCACUUUCAACGCCAUGUUACUGUUACCACAUGUAUGAAACUGCAUUGUUUGCCCGCUGUUGUGGCGCUGCAUGCUUAAUAUGUUCACUCUUUGCACGACUAAAAUAAAGAAUUUAAAAAAAAAAAAAAAUGUUAGUAAAAAUAUAUUUAAGACUAGUAUAUAGUUCAUGAAAGUGUGCACACAUCACAUAGGCCAUUUAUAUAAUUUGUUUAGAAGUAGAAAAAUAGAGUUGUGCAAAAAUUAAAUAAUAUCACUUUGUAGAGAAUAAUAGGUAAUCCCUAGAACUCCAAAUUUUGUCCUAGCAACCCUUACCUUCAUGCCUUUAACGUAGAGGUAAAAAUUACUUCUUUGAAUUCUUGGUGGUGUUCAGAGCAAAGGUUACUCGCAAACGUGUGAAUUGUAGGGAAAUUAGACUGUUUCAAAUUUUGGCUAUUUUGCCCCAAAUUGGAACAGUUCCAAAUCCUAUGUUUUCAGUUUUGGCAUAAAAUGCACACUUCACUUUGAACUGCCAACCAUUCUCUAUUCGAUUCAUACUGUAUCAAAUAACCCUGUAAAUUGGAAUUUAUUAGAGAAUUGAAAGACUUUAGACUAAAUAAUCAAAUUGGAAAUAUUUUUUUUGUACCUUGGCUAUUAUUCCAGUCUAGCUAUUCCCUAUUGACCACAGAUACUGCCUUAUUAAAUGUAUGUCUUUUUUACCAGGAAGUUGAGAUAAAGGAUUAGGAGACUGAAACUAGACUAUCUCAAAUGUUAUUGUAAGCUGGCUGAUAAAGAAUUUAUAUCUAUUUUUCCAGGGAAGUUGAGACAUCCUUAGAUAAUCUGAUAACUAAAUAUUGCGCACAGGACAUCCUCCUGAUAAUAAUUUCACUUGUAUUUUCAGUUUUCUAAUUUUAUCCUGUCCAACACACACAACUUCCUAGAAACGGCAGUAAUAAUUGGGCUAAAACAAAAACCACAUAUCGCUGUUAUAUUUUAAACGAUGCAUUUUAAAGCAUAGAAAUGUGACAAUAAGCACUAAAUUAUACGCUGCACUGCAGGUUUUCAGCUGAAAUUGCAGAUUUUGAAACAUAUUCUCCAGUUUUUGCUUAAUCUGCAAUUCAGGGUUUAGUGAAUUAACCACAUUUAAUUGACCAAAUUAUAGUAAUUGCGUAGAGCAAGCACUCAUUUUGUUAAGGUUUAUUGCUUUAGCAAUGCGUCUGCUGCCAAAUUAUAAACCACUAUAUAAUGUCGGAUCAAGUUGUACCUGGAUGUAACCUUAAAAAGUGGUGAGAGGUGGCUGAAGAUUGCAAAAAGAGGCAUUUUAAAACUGCAUUUCAAAAAAGAUACAAAAUGAAAAUUACUAAAUAUACCAUCAAACAUUUUUAAUUAUGGCAUAUAUUUACAUACCUGUUAAUUAUGUAUUAGGCAAAAAUGGAACUGGAAUUUUACAUUUUAAUUUUUUUGUGUGUUUAUAUUUAAAAUUCCAAUUCUCUUGUCGGCCCUCUCCAGUUUAGUGUAUAGUCCCAAGAGUAUUCUGCAAACUUUUGUGAGAUUUUCUGUCUUGUGUGACAUUCUAUCUUUAGAACAAGUGGCUGAAUGUAAUACUGUUGUCUUCUUACGAUAGAAUUACAUUACGUUAUUACAGUUCAUAAAAUGACAGGAAGCACCCAUGUUUGGUAUUCUUUCAGGGUCUGUUAUUUCCUACAGUCUGCCUUCAAGCCUGGAGAUUGUCAAGCAUCCCAUUGUACAGCGCUAUGGAAUUUGCUGGCGCUAUAUAAAUAAUAAAAUAAAAAUAGUGAACAUUCCGUUUUUAUGCAAAAUAGGGAAGGGAUAGAUUUACAGUAACAAAGUAAUUCCUGAAAUACUUACAAAAUUCAGAAUUAAGCAACAAGAUCGUAUGAAUCACAAAACAACACAUAUUCUUGUAGUAGCGUAAUCGAAAUUUCUUGAAACCUCACAGCUGCUUUUACGUAGCUGCAUACUUUUCGUUUGAAUGAUACGUUUAUCAAAUGAAUGCAUGAAUUUCAAUCUGGCUGCCUCGUCUGGUACUUUGACGUACUUAUCUCUCCUGCCAGUUUCCAUGCUGAUGGAGGUAAAACAGACUGCUUUAUUGAGAAAUCCUUUUAAAGUGUGGCUACGCCAAAUAUGCGUUGUGGUGUCCUCUUUUUUUUUUUUUUUCGUACAUAAAAAUCAUUUUAAAUACAAUGUGACUAAAAUAUGCUUAUUUAAGGCCCUAAAACGUGUAGCAGCAGCUUACAAUACUUGUGUAUAAAUCUCUUAAAAAUACACUAAAUAAUGUAUGUGAUAACAUGGAAUGCUGCAAAAAAAACAAAAGCUCUUUCUCUCCUUUUUGUGUAUAAAUGACUCCAGUAUCAACAUAAAAAAUGAAAACCAAAUAUAGUGUAGUAUGUAUCGACAAAACUGAAAAAUGCUCUAUAAACAGUGUAUCAGCACAAGAUGGACCUGGCUGUAGGUAAGAACACAUCUGGUGUUUUACAAGGGUAUCACCCAUCAUCUCCCCCUGAUAUGGAACAAUGAAGGGAGAGCAGGAGAUGAAUUCUUCUCUCUCUAACUCAGUUUAUAUGAUUGAAAUAAAAAUAUAUACAUCAUAUAGUAAUGCAACAUAUAUUGAGCGAACAGAUGUGAUAAAUUGACUCUCAUAAAUUAGAGAGCCUUCCAACUCCCAGCUCUAAGGUAUCGGCACUUGUGUGCUUAUCAGGAUGGCCCACAAAUCUCAAAUACAGAAAUCAUUAGGUGAAAUAAAGUAUCUAAAAACAUCAAAAUAUAAAACCAUACCCUUGCCCUGUAAUCCGAGAUGUAUUUCACCUGAAUUUUCAGGCUAUCUCAAUCUGCAUAUCACUUACUUUCAUCGUGUGGGAUUUUGACUUCCUGGUUCGAUCAUGUAAUCUGUCAUGUAAUUACAUAAGACGCAUCAUCAUCCAAUCAUUGUUUUCCUAUAAAAGGAACAAACCAUUAAUUCAUUACAAAAUAUAUAAAUAUACACCAUUUGGGUGUAGCUUUUCUGCUGUACAUCUGACCCAAAGUGUGGAACAAUGAGAGUUCUCAUAUGAGUAAGUUACGCAGUCCUCGGUAACUUAUAGGUCGCAUAUAAGAGAAAGAUAAGUUAUUCUACUAAAUAUGAUCAAUUGGUGACAAUAUAAAAAUACUUAAAUACUAUAAAAAUACAUACUAUACUAUAAUCGCAUAAAUGGACUAACAUUAACGGGCACAUAGCUCUGUAAUAGAACUCCCCAAUAAUGUUCUUCUGUUGGAGCAAACAUCUAUCCAACAUGAAUUAAUAUUUUUUCCAAACAUAAUUAGGGAUUAUUCUAGUUUACAGUGAACGAAUAAUCUAAAUUUUAUUAAAGACAGGAGGCGAAUAUUUGAUUAUCUUUCUUUACUGUAACCACCAGCAGAAAAGUAGUAGUUAACAAGGUUGUAAAAAAUUCAACCAAUCAUAACACAUCAUAAAACCAUAUAGUGCCAUCAGACUCCUCCCACUUCCUUUUUCUUGGUGGUGCCGAUCAGUAGUAGAAUCAACCAUGUAAACUGGAAACAUUCUGGAACCGUAACUCAGGUGUAACGCAAUUAAGUCAACCAUGUAAACGUGUUGUUGAGUAGAUCAACUUCGUGAAAGUAUGGUCUUCGACAAGAGAAAAAAAACAAGAGACAAGAGAAAAAACAACAAAAAAAGUACGCACUUUAAAGUGAUAGCUCAGAUCAUCUGGUGGACUUAAAGAUCAUAAUGGUACAAUGCGAUGUAGGACUAGAUCUUACUAGGCUAACAAAACCGUAUACCUACAACAAUCAAAUUACAAGAGAGUGUACAAUGCAAUAACAGUAGAAAAGGAGACUUACCCUAAGGGUGGGUUCCAGAGUGAACGAAGGGAGGGAAAAUAUUCGCCUCCUGUCUUUAAUAAAAUUUAGAUUAUUCGUUCACUGUAAACUAGAAUAAUCCAUAAUUUUAUGGCAAGACAGGAGGCUUCAUUUUUGCUGUUUUAACGCUCUUGAAUAAAGGAACAAGCUGCAUGUGAUUGUAGGUUUAAAAUAAAAAGUUCGAAAGGUAGAUUUCCUUGACCAGUCUGCGGAGGAUAGAAUAUCCGCCAGCAAGCUGCCUGCAUGAAAGGCAGAAGAUGCGGCCCCACCUCUAACGGAGUGAGCACCGAAUGAUUGAUUAAUUCCUGCUUGGGUAAGCAACCAUCUUAUCUCAUCCAGCGUGCGAUUGAGGGGGAAGAGACCGGUUUGUGAGGUCUGACGUAAGAGACAAAGAGAGUUCCAGUAGGGGAACGUAGAGAGGUAGUGUUCUCAAUGUAACAACGGGUGCACGGCUACACAGAGAGACGGUCUGUCGGGAAAGUAUGGGUAAAAAACUGAGGAGGAAUUAGUCUUCGUGCAUCUAGUAAUAGUAAAUCUGACACUAUCUGGUGUGAAGGCCACAACAUGAGAGUCAAAGGCCUGAAUGUCUGAAACUCUGCGGAAGGACACCAGGCACAGGAGCAGGGCCAAUUUUGCAGAAAGUUGGCAUAGGGAUAAGGCCUCGUUAGAAGGCCAGGAAUCCAACCUUAGAAAUAUCCCUGAAAUUCGAGUACUUGUCAGUAGGCGGCCUUGUCAAACGUAUGCCCCGUAGAAGUCUGCACACGGAAGGGUGUUUCCCAACCAUUGAAUUAUCAAUAGUGUCACGGGCCGCCGAAAUGGCGGAGCGAAGAAUAUUAAGCGAUCGGUAUGAUUUACCCUAAUCGGAGAGAGGAUAUAAAACUUUUAAAUGGAUGAAAGAGGAGUUGAAACGGGAUCGAGGUCCCUUUCCAGACACCAGUUGACCCAAAUCCGCCAUGCGGAGAGAUAGGUUCGUCUGGUUCCUGGAGCCCACGAGUCCCAUAGGAGUGUUUGAGCUGUGCGUGAAAGUCCCGCGACAUGCCAAGCUACCAGUUGAAGAUGACCCUGUAGGGUGAGUGGAUGGUAAUCACCCGCUGUGUUCUUGAGGACUCAAAAGGAGCGAGGUAGUAGGAUGGAGUAAUCUACUGAUAGUUCCAGGAGGGUGGGGAUCCAAGUUUGGGCCCUCCAUAGUGGAGUGAUUAUUAUUAUCCUGACCCUUUGAGCUUUGAAGGGUGAAGGGUUCGUUGAAUCAUCGAGAAAGGAGGGAAAGCAUAAGCUCCUCUCCGCAGCCAAGGUUGCAGAAAAGCGUCGACUGCCAGAGAUAGAGGGUCUGGUAGCCAGCUGAAGAAAUCGUCUGUCUGACGAUUCAGGCGAGAUGCAAAAAGGUCUAAUGUGAGGGGUCCCCGUAAUAGAUUAAUGUGGUGAAACAGGAAAGGGUCUAAUUGCCAAUCGCUGGCAGCUCUCCAAUGACGCGAAAACCAGUUCGUGACUAAGUUGUCGGGCCCUGGGAGGUAUUCCGCUCGAAUGGACAGGUUCCUGUCCAGGCAGAAUUGGUACAGGUCCUUGGUGACAUCGGACAGAAGUUUGGAUUUGGAUCCUCCAAGUCGGUUUACAUACCGCACCGCGGAGAUGUUGUUCAUCCGUAGUACCAGGGAGCAGUUGGAGGCGUCCUUUGCAAAGCUGUGGAUCGCAAAGGAUCCUGCAAUGAGCUCUAGACAAUUUAUGUGGAGUGCCUGUUCUGAUGGGGACCAGAGACCCCCUGUGGAGGUUUGGGCACAUGUAGCACCCCAACCUAAGAGGCUGGCAUUGGAUUCCAGGAUAAAAUCUGGUUGAGAUCCGGAGAUCGCUUUCCCAUUCCAGGCUUCCAUAUUGCGAAGCCACCAGUGGAGUUUGAUGAGAACUUAGUCUGUCAGAGAUAUGAAUUGGUCGUAAGAGGUUGAGCUAUGCAAGUAGUUUUCAACCGUUGCAUUGCCCUGUAAUGUUAAGGCCCGGGGAAUAUAGCCUGGAUUGAUGCGGACAAGAGUCCAAGAAUGUGUGCAGGGUCGCGGAGCCGAGGUCGCUGAGUAAUUUUUUAAUUUCUUUUCUUAUUUUUGAUUUUGGGGUAAGGCAGUUGCAAGGUUGCCUGAACCGAAUCUAUUUGAGAGCCCAGAAACUGGACUAUCUGAGAGGGUUCCAGAUCUGACUUCUGGAAAUUUAUAACAAAAUCAAGGUUUUGAAGGAGAGCAGAGGUCAUGUGCGUGUGUUUGCGAAGCAAAUGUUGGUCUUGGGCCAUAAUCAGGAUGUUGUCUAGAUAUUAUGCAAUGUUUUUGAGAUGGAAAUGACCGGAUUUGGCGAUAGAUUGAACAUGAGGCUUGAAGGAGAGGUUGGAGUGAAAGAAAACCCAUAGGCAGUGAGCCUGUGUGGUAGAGCUGGUGGUAGCACCGUUGACUUGGAGGGAGACAGACACAGGAGUAACACUUGAGGGAGGAAAGACCAGAAUUUCAGUUUUGGUCAAAUUUAGUUUAAGGAAGUGGGUAGCCAUCCAGUUAAAAACAGCAGAGAGGCAGUCAGAGACACUAGUCAAGAGGGACGGGGAGAGAUGAGGAGAGGACAGGUAGAUUUGCGUGUCAUCUGCAUAGAAAUGAUAUUGGAAGCCAAAGGAGCUAAUGAGUUUACCAAGGGAGGCAGUAUAGAUGGAGAACAGUAGGGGACCAAGGACUGAACCUUGGGGGACACCAACAGAGAGGAGUUGGGGAGAAGAAGCAGAGCCAGAGAAAGAAACACUGAAAGAGCACUGGGAGAGGUAGGAGGAGCACCAGGAGAGAGCAAUAUCUUGUAGACCGAUAUUGCGGAGGAUGAGAAGAAGCUGUUGAUGAUCAACAGUGUCAAAAGCCGCAGACAGGUCAAGGAGAAUUAGGAUAGAGUAGUGACCACGAGAUUUUGCAGCGAGUAGAUCAUUGGAUACUUUGGCCAGUGCCGUUUCCACAAAGUGGAACGUACUCCCUGAGAACGGAGUAGUGUCAUGACCGGUUUCAUUAACUUGGUGAAACACCAAGGGGCGGAACAAAGUCCAAAAGGAAGGCAGGUGAACUGCCAAAUUUUGUCUUGCCAGAGAAAUUGAAGGAAGGCACGAUGACUUUGUGUGAUUGGGACCGUGAGAUAGGCAUCCCUGAGGUCGAAUCUGGAGAACCAGUCUCCCACGCAAAGUAGGUCCCUGAGAAGAUGGAUACCUUCCAUCUUGAAAUGACGGUAUGUGAUAAAUUGAUUCAGUUCUUUGAGAUUGAUAAUAGGAUGGUGGUCUCCCGUCUUUUUUUCGUUCAAGAAAAAUGGUGCUGAGGAAGGUGUAAGGGAAAGGCGAGUGUUCGAUCGCCCCUUUGUCUAGUACUUUGUGUAACUCUGAGUUUAAGGUUAGUUUGUCUGCUUCCGACAUCCCUAGGGGUGUCGGAGGAAAGUUUUGAAUGGGGUGUGUGAGGAAAUCUAUUUUGAAACCCCUGACUGUAUGAAGGAUUCAGUGAUCCUGAGAAAGUAGUUUCUACUGUUGGGGAAAAAAAGGGUUAAUCGACCUGCAAUUGGUAAAUAAAAAAAAAAAAAAAGUAAGGUCCAUUACCUGAAGCAGUGCGUCCGCGCAGGGAUGCAGAACCACGUCCUCGAAUAGAGUCUCUGGUGUUGAAUAGCUGUCUGUGAUAGGAUCGAGUGGGUCCUGAGGACCAAUAGUCUGUGGGUCAAGGCCUGUAGCCUGCGAAGGCUGCUCUACUGGUAGCUCGGCCCCUGUAGCGACCAGCUCUCCCGGAAAAACUUUGUUUGGGAGCGGAAAACCCUGCGUAACGAGGACUGGGCUUUAUUUAGUGUGGUAAAUACAGAGACAUGCUUGGAGAGGUCUCGCAUAACACUGUCACCAAAUAAUAGACCAUCGGCUUCUGGUCCCAAUUCCUUUGAACUUAAGUCUACCAAUUUGGCAUCAAUUUUAUAAAGUGACGCUUUUCGUCUUUCGAUAGAAAUUGCCACAUUGGCGUUGCCCAAUAGGCAUAGAGCUCUCUGAGCCCAUUCUCUUAUAAUGUGUGGGUCAAAUUCACAGCUAGUGAGUGCCUCAUCUGCCAGGGGGGGGUAGGGGUACUGCUGGGGGGGUAGGGGUUGCUGCUGGGGGGGGGUAGGGGUAUGGGUGCUGUGUGUCAGUAUAACCCCCCCCCCCUCCUUCUUACCUUUAAUGAAGUGGGGGGGUGGGGGGGGGGCAGGCGCCUACUCUGCAUUGAUGGCGAACCUGUGGCCGCGUACCCACAGAAAGGGCCCGGCGUGCCAUAGGUUCGCCAUCACUGCUCUAGAGGGUCUGUGGGAUCCUGCAUAGCGCAUGGCAGGGAGUGUUUAAUUUUUUGCAGGAGCUUUGCCUUUGCCCGCAGUAGCGCUAUUCCCUUUCCAGGGUCUUUUGCGCGGGGCACUUUCUUGGUCUGAAAGGUGGGAAUCCUCUGAGUCGGAGGGUUGGUGUGUAGAGGGAUGAACCUCUGUAGCAGUUUGCUCAUGAUAGGCUGCUAAAGCUUUGGGAAUGGACUCCGCAAUAGUGGAGAAAAGCCAUUCCCGAAGUUCUGCAGAAAUUGCAGGGCCUUGUCAAUCCGACAUAAUGUCUUAUUAGUAUUUAAGAAAAUUAUAGAGAAAUGAUAAUGAAGGCAGCUUAACAACUACAGGUAGUGGGGGUCACCCACACAAGAGUAGAAACAGUGGGGGUCACCCACACAAGAGUAGAAACAGUGGGGGUCACCCACACAAGAGUAGAAACAGUGGGGGUCACCCACACAAGAGUAGAAACAGUGGGGGUCACCCACACAAGAGUAGAAACAGUGGGGGUCACCCACACAAGAGUAGAAACAGUGGGGGUCACCCACACAAGAGUAGAAACAGUGGGGGUCACCCACACAAGAGUAGAAACAGUGGGGGUCACCCACACAAGAGUAGAAACAGUGGGGGUCACCCACACAAGAGUAGAAACAGUGGGGGUCACCCACACAAGAGUAGAAACAGUGGGGGUCACCCACACAAGAGUAGAAACAGUGGGGGUCACCCACACAAGAGUAGAAACAGUGGAGGUCACCCACACAAGAGUAGAAACAGUGGGGGUCACCCACACAAGAGUAGAAACAGUGGGGGUCACCCAAUAACUAGAGGUGGUGAUCAACCACAUAGUACAAUAAAAAUAUAUAUAAUAGCCAAUGAGGUGGGGGCCACCCACUAGAGAAGAACAAAUGGUGAUAAUCGCGAGUAUAAUACAGAAGUAUAUGUAGUAAUAAAGUGGGGGUCACCCACAAAAUAAACAAGGUGGUGUCAGCCACACAAAGUAUUGUUUGUCAGUAAUUAGGUGGGGAUCACCCACAGAAGAGACAAAGGUGGUGUCAGCCACACAAUAAUUUUUUUAAUGAAUUGGUAAUUUAUACAAGAAAUACAAUUGAGUGUAGGGAAAGGGGUUCACCCAGUUUGUUUAGCAGGUUGGUCUUGUCUGGAGCAAAAAAACCUGCAAAGAUAUAUACAAGAAAAUUGUGAUCAGUAUUCUGAUAGUUUUUUGGAAAUAACCUUUAAAUAAGGGUUAAUUAAUAGAAGGAACGUACCUUCCGAAAGGGCAGUACCAGUGCCCACAGAAUGAUACUCUAGUGUACCGCGAGUGGAAAAUGGCCGCUGCGAGUAAAAGGGGGCGGCGCGAUCGCGUCAGAGCCCACAGACGGCGGGAAGGUGGUUAAAAAAGGCGCGAUGGCUGAUACAAGAAGAAACGGUCUCCUGGGAAACGGAGUCCGUGUUGAAGUGAUUCCCCGAGGGGAGGGAAAUAACCUGGCGGGCCGUUUCUGUAUGAAGCAAGAAACGGCCCGGCGGAAAAAACUGAAAGUUUGUUACACACAUUAAAGGUGUACGGUACUGAAAAUUAAAAAAAGGUAAAAAUACAAUUGCAGAUGAAAUAAAAACUUCCUAAAAAGGGAAGUUACCCUGAGAAUAACAUGAACCUGCCAUUGGGUUACCCCAGUACAGGAUUAACAUAUAGAAAAUUAUCAAAUAAUCUAUGACCAUUAAAAAUUCAAAUAGUAAAACUAGGCAACGUAAUUAGAAUAGACUCACCUGGGAGGCAAGCAGCAAAGAAAGAGGAAGUGGGAGGACUCUGAUGGCACUAUAUUGUUCUAUGAUGUGUUAUGAUUGGUUGAAUUUUUUACAAUCUUGUUAACUACUUCUUUGCUGCUGGGAGUUAGAGUUAAGAAAGAUAAGCAAAUAUGAAGCCUCCUGUCUUGCCAUAAAAUUGUCUAUUGGCAGAAUAUUCUACUGUCAGAAAAGGAAUUUCCUACUACAAUAGCAGGAUUCAUAUUUUUUUUAGCGGGACAUAAAUGAACGAUAUGUGACGCUUUACUGGAACAACACCGCAGGAGGGUUGCAUUUAUUACGGAAUUCACUCCCUAAAAUAGAUUCACUUGAACCUACAAUUUGAUAAGAUUGUUUUUCUGUGAUCUAAGUUUCUGCAGAAAUUGCUGGCAGAUUACCACAGACGUUCAGAAGUGGCUGUUCUAGUGUGUUGUUUAUGUGGUGUUCAUUCCCGUUCAUUGUAGAGCAUUAUAAUGAAAUAUUGACCAGCCCCAAGCUCCAGGAAAUAUAGGGACAUAUUUACUGGCAGAAAAUAAUUCACUGUGUCAUCCUAUAAACACACAAAAGAUGAGAACUUCCUUCAAGCAAAAAGCAGAAGUAGUUGAGUUGUCACCAUAACAUGAUGGUGUUAUACUUAUUUUCAUAGUCAUUCUCUCACUAAUUAACUACAGACUAGUCACAUCGUCUCAGGGAUCUGGAUCGUUAUGGGAAGAUGCACUGUGUAGUUUUAUCAAUAACCAUUAUUGUAGAUGUUUUUUGGAAAUAGAGAUAGGCAGAGAAGAUUGAGGCCUAGCUCUUGUAACUAAAUUAUUAAAUGCUCAGUGGUGUUACGUCCAUAAGGGCACUUAGGGCUGACCCUACCAGCUAAUUGUCAUAGUUGAAAAUAAUAUUUAAAAAAUAUAUAUUGCCAGUGGAAUAAGGAGAUUUUGUUUAUUUUGGGAAAAGGUACAAUUGUGUAUUUCCAUUAUAAAUGGUAAACCUACACCAGGGGUAGGCAACCUUUUAGCAGCACUGUGCCGAUAUAGGAUUGUGAUGUCCCGUAGCGUGCCGGUCCUAUUUUUUUUAAAUUGAGGUGUAUUUUAUUCUGCUUGUUAUUUUUACUGCAGUUGCUUUGCAUCGUUGUAUUUGUGUAUAUAUGAGCUAUUAUAUUGUAUAUGUUCAUUAGUAGUUUAUGGUAUUGUGUAUGAUACAUAUGAAUGUGGGCUGCUUGUGGAAUUGUGUGUGGAUGGACAUGUCACAUUGUGUGUUUGGUAGUGUGUGUGGGCUGUUUGGGGUAUUGCAUGUGAGAGGCUGCAUGUAUGUGGAUUGUUAGCGGGUUACGUUUGUGCAGAUUGUGUGUAUGUUUGUGUGUGGGCUGUUCGUAUUAUUUGUAUAAGGGGAGGGUUAUUCUUCAUUUCUGUGUUAUGAAUGUAAAUUAGUGAUAGUAAAAUGUCUACUUACUGUUUAUACCUGUAUUCAAUAUCUACUCAAAAUGGCUGCUAGAGCACCCCCUCCCACCGACUAACUACCUCGUGUAACAAGAUGGCGCCUACAUCCGGAGUAAAAUCCCGGGAUAAUGGUGACAUCACGCCUCAUAGGAUGUGCAUUAGAUAAGACUCUUAACACCUAACCAAUUAAAGAUGUAUUCUCUCUGUUAUCUACAUUUUUGCAUAUGAUAUAUUUUUGCCUUUAUGAGGGGCUUGCCGCCCCCUGAGUAAACAUUUCAAAGUUUUUCAUUAACCUGAUACCCGUGUCUCAGUGUAAUUUACUUCAGAGCGUGCACGCAUUUAUUUUAACAAUUUGGAAAGGAGUAAAUACUCAGAUAAACAUUUGGUUUGAUCCACAAUAUCUGUGUAUAUCUAGCAGUACGGUUGGCUUCCCUGGGUUCCAGUGGGGACCAGGCUGGCCUGGUACAGGUCAAAGACAGGAGCUGCAACAGCAGCUGCAGGCUGCUCUACUACAUUGUGGAUUCCCAUUCUAAAGUUCUUGAAGGAAGUGAUCUGAGAUCACUACCUCUAUGUGCUGCAAUGCUUAAAUUGAGGAUUGUCCUUCACCAUCUUUUCGUAUUAGCAGAUAUUUGAAGUUUUACUGGGACUCCUGAUAGGACAGAGCCUGUUUGGCUCUAGCAGCCUUGAGUGCCGUGCAAAGACACCUCGAGUGCCGUGCAUGGCACUAGUGCCGUAGGUUGCCUACCCCUGACCUACACCAUUCAGUAUGAACAGUGCUAUAUUUUUCUUCCACUUCAGCACCAACUGAUCCACUGAUAAUGAAUGAUGGCUGUCUGGAUAAGUUAUUGAGAGCAUCUGGGCAUGUGUAGAACUUAGGUCAUUUAUGAAAUCUGUCCUGUUUGAGAGCACCUCAGACAUGCACAGUGUGCCCCUAGAUGUGAUUUUAUUUAGUUUAAUUUAAAUAUAUUCAUGUAAAUAUUCAAUUUAAGAACCAGAAGAGUAUCUUAACUGGACACCUUAUGUCAAAUAGUUCAAAAGUCUUACACUCUCAUUCAGAGCUUUUUGGACAGUAGAGUGGAGGUAAAGAACCAAGUUUGUAAAACAAAGAUCAUGACUUAAAUUCGCAAAUUGUGGGAUUUUUUUUUUUUUUUUUCCUCUGGACAGCCAGUGCUUAUCAGGGGGUUAUGAUUUCAAUACCAGUAUUUUUGUAGUGUUUGUUUAUUUUUCCUCUAGUGUAAUGUAGUAUCGAAUGUAUAUUCUAAUGCCAUUUAUGUAUGUUAUCUUAAUAUAUUUAGUGAAUGCUCGUAUUGAAACAUGGCCAAACUAAAUGCUCUUCACUUAUUGAGCUUUUGUGGACUGAACACUUAGGAGUGAAAAAAGGUUUACUUAUGUUUUGACCCAUGUUAGAUAACACAUUAAUUGCAUGCCGCAUCUCAUGUGUUUGGUUUUUUUCUGAUAUAGCAAAAAUCAGAAUUGAAACUCUUCUACCAGAACGAAUAAAAAAAAUAACAGACCACACAAAGUAGCAAAGCUCACUGUCCAUACCAGCACGGUGUGCUUCUGCUGAUAAUGUGUUGUCCAAUAGCUAAACUGUGUGCUUUCUAAAAAGGAAGCACCUGUACUUAAAGGGUUACUAGAAGCACCAUGAACACUUUGGUGAUUUGAAGUGGUCAUGGUGCCUGGAGAAUAUAGUUUCGCUAUGAAACGCUGCACAUAAGAGUUUUUAACUAGCAGCGUCAUAGGGGGCGUCACCACCCAGCCUAAUCUCAAUGGCUAAUGUCAAUUCUGUGCAAUUUUUCAUUGUCAAGCCGAAAAUUGAAUUGAGUCAUCAUAUGUUCUUCAAAUGGUCGCACUGUGAAUGCAAUAUUGUGUUUGUGUCCUUCAGAGAGCGAGAGUUUACAUUAUCUCCAGACUGCAGAUUAGGUUACUCAAUCAUGAGAUGUUUGUUACAUUCAGUGCAUGCCCUUUUAACAAUGUGUUUGGGUGCCUCAGAGAGUGACAGCUUACUUUAUGAUGGGGGUUACUGUGAGUGAUAAGUGCUCCAAGUAAUGUGUUGAGGGGACUAUUUGUCACUUUGAGUGAAACACUGGGGAUUGUCCCUCCUCUCUGUUUUCAGACGGCCCAGUCUGCCCUCGCUGUAAUAAGAAAGGUUUGGCUCCCUUUAAAUGUUUAUCAUGUGACUACUACUGCUGCGGAGCAUGCUGGAAAGAGCUGCUAAAGGUUUGUAAUUUGUUUUUCCCUAUAAUAAAGGUGAUAAAUGGUCAUCCUUAAACUGCUUCACUUAGGCCUCUAAUACUGUUGGAUAACGUUUACAAAAAUGAUUUAAUAUUUUUGCAUAUACCUUCCAAAUGAUUUAAUAUUCUGAAAAAAUAUUAUCUAAAGAUUACAAACUAAUAUAUUUUUUUUAUAUACUCCUAUAUUGUUUUAUAUAUGAUGUAUUUUGAUAUAUUUACUUUAAAAUCUUAAAAGUUUCUAAAAAGAGAAAAAAAAUUAAUCAUUUGAAAAGUUUAUCCAACAAUAUUAAAUAGAGGCUUUACUUGCUUAUAUUACGGUUUGUGAUGCAUUUUUUUUUUUUUUACAAAAAAUUAUUUUUAUUCCUCCUCUUCAGAGAGCUAAAGUUUGUCCCGCUUGCAAUAACAGAACAACAAAGAAGUAUCUGGGUCAGAUAUUUUUCACGGCACAGCUGUAGGAGCAGAGUAAACGUAACUUUACCCGUAAGAAAACCAUUAUACCUCAUAUCUUCCUUGCGUUCUGCAGUCGCUCUGGACAGCACCCGUCAAAAUACUCUCUGCAUAAUACAUUGGUUUUGGCCUACACAAACUCUUCUGUGUAAAAUUAAAGAAAACUGUAUCAAGUAUGUAUUAUCAUGAACAUAAAAAAUGCACAGCACAAAAUGAGAUCUAUUUCAUCUUCACUUCCCAUAGUUAAGUAUUUACAUUUUCAGCAUCAAUAGUGUUUGAUUAACAUGUUGUCACAGUAAAUACUGCUGAUGUCAGUAAAGGAACAUAAUACAUAAAAACUGUGUUGGUCUAAAGGCAUGGUUGCACAAAGUAAUUAUAUUUAUUGGACAAAACUAUUUUAUAAGACCGAAUUUAGAACACCAGCCAGUGAUAUCCCUCAAAGGUUCUACUUGUUAAACAAUAGGAUUUAAAAAAAGUUUUUAUUUUUUUUAUUAAAUGCCAUCAGUAUUUUGCAUCUGUAUAUAUAUUUUAUGUAAAUGCUUUAACUGUAAAAUUACAUAUUUUUAAUGACGAU
Pelobates cultripes (western spadefoot toad) is the source of this 62046-nucleotide messenger RNA. Lineage: Eukaryota; Metazoa; Chordata; Amphibia; Anura; Pelobatidae. The record is from the annotation of a GenBank genome assembly.